GAGCAAGCAGGUAGAGAGCGAACGAGAGACGAGCUGCGCCUUCCGCAGUUUUGCCCGGAGAGGCGGAGAGAGCAGAGCGGAGCGUAAAAGCGCAGCAGGCAUCAGCCGCCGCCGACCGUCGUCCCGAAGCAGGAAAAAAAGAGGAGCCCGUAGCGACAGCAAGAGUGCAAGGCCUCCAUCGUCCGACCCCUUCCAGCCCCGGCUCGGCUAUGGGGAAGAUCCAGCUCUUCGAGAUCCGCCUGGGCGACAGCCGCGUCGUCUACAGCCCCGGCGAGCCUCUGACUGGCACGGUCACCGUCCGCCUGGCUGGAGCGCUCCAGUACCGCGGUGAGCGAGCAAGUAGGAAGGGAGCGGGAGGGGAGGGGGACUCCGUUUCCCACGUCCGUUCCACUACCCUCUCCACGUCUUCCUAUUCCCAUUAACCCUCUGCGCGAAGCCUGCUUGCGAAUAGGUGCAGGGGUGCACAGCUGUCGGGACACUUUUUUGGGUGGUGGUGGGGGGGGGACCUUUCCACCUGUCGUCCAUCUUCUUUCACUCUCUAAGCCCCCUUGCAAUUAGGCGCCGAGGCUCACAGUCGCACCGUGGAGCGCCAGGAUUACUUUCUUCUUCCCACUUUCUUUCGUGGGGGAGAAAGAGGAGUGGCUUUGAUGUGCGCGCAGCGGGGGGAAGUUUAAUUAUGGUUGAGGAAAAUAUCCUCUGUCUAUGCUCAGGGACUGUGUAUUGUAUCUUUGCCUGGUUUUGGGCAGCGAGACUUUAUUUUGGGGCGUUGAAGGAGGCCUUAACGUCAAAUAAGCCACACCCCACAACUACCUGUCUGAAAUGAUAACUUUUUUCCUGUUGUCUGUGGCUCUGUCUCCCUCUGCCCCAUGUCUUUGCUGCCAUGUGGGUGUGUUUCUCUGUGUGUGGCUUCUGUAGGUCUAUGGUGGUAAAAAACUUAACCCCACCCAGAUCCGCUGAAGUGGUGGGAUGAAUCUUAAAAUACUUUAGGACCUACAUUUUUAUUAUUGUAAGUUGUUUUAAACUGUUGUUGACAUUUUGUUUUAGUGUUAUAACCUGCUCUGGGACCCUAGGGUUAAAGGCAGGUAAUAAAUUAAUAAUAGUAAUAGCCACACACAAGGAACCCCCCCCCCCCCAAUUGUCUGGCUAACUCUUCAGCAUUCUUUCGGAAAGGAGUGCCCCAGAGGCUUGACUCCUGAGUGAGUGGUCAGGUCUGGUAAAACCGCUUUCUGUAUGCUUUGCCUUGUGACGUGAUUGUGUUAGGAGCUUCUGAACAUGUGGAGAGUGCUUCAAGUUCUUAGUGCUUGAGUAAUCUUAAGCAUCUGAGCUUAAUGGGCUCAAUGCUUCCAGAUUUGGUGGAGUAGGAGAGUGACAGGCACCCCAGAACUCUCUUAGUAGAACUUAAGUGUGUUCAACACAGUUAGGGAGUUUGUGUGAACUGGGGUGGGGAGUGGUCUUCUGGAAGGGGACAGUGUUCUGUUUGGUUUAAGGCGGGGUGGGCAGGAGACAACCUGUGGCUUUUCAGAUGUCACUGAAGUCCAACUCCCACCAGUGCCAACCAGCAUGGCUAUUAGUAGAGGAUUAUGGGAGCUGUGGCUCAGCAACAUCUGCAGUGCCACAGGUUUCCCCACAUGUAUAAGAAGCAACCCUGAGCAUUCUGAAAUAUUGGUUGCAGGGGAGAGACAACUUUUUCUAUAUUCAGCUGAGCCAGAAUGAAUCAAAUAUACCAAAAGUCCAAGUUGCAUCCCUCCUUGUUGAUGGUUGACUGAGGCCACAAUCCUGUGCAUGCUUACCUGAGAGUAAGCCCUACUGAGCAUAAAACAACUUGUUGUAGACAUGUAUAUCAUUGCUCUAUCUGUGGCAUAAACUCCGGACAAACCUUUUUCUGCACGAGGAGAAAAAGGCUGGGUAAGAUAUAUUAUUACAUUGACUUCUUGAAUUUUAUGGCUUCCCACCAACCUUGCAUGGUAGGUGGGUGACUGGCCCAUAGUGACUAGGUGAGUUUUGUUGAGUGAGGAUUUGAACCCAAAGCUCCCUAGCUCUGAUCCAAUGCUCUUAGCCACUACCCCAGAGGUAGCCAAUGUGCCCGUCAGAUGUUGCUGAAGUGCAACUCAACCGUGACCAUUGGCUGCACUUGACUGGGCCUGAUGGGAGCUAGAAGUCUGGAAACAUCUGGCAGGCCCCAGUACACCACUAGCUAUACCUGCACUAUUAGACGCAUGAAUAGCCUCUGGAGGCAGAGUGACUUGCUGUGCCCUUUGCGUGGAUGCGCAUAAUGUGUGAAAUGUAUGUAGCAUUGACAUCUGGAAAUUGGAACAUAUGGUGGACUUGGAUAAGCAGGUUAGGCUUGGGUGUUGUGUGGCCAGGUGGUGGUUGGGGAAGGUGUAGAGCAGAGCUUUCCAAACUUUUCAUGUUGGCGACGCACUUUUUAAGACAUGCAUCAUUUCACGACACAGUAAUUCAGUUUUACUAGCAAACCAGAGGUUAAACUAACCCCUUCCCAGCCCUAGAAGGGAGUGUGGGGAACGUUUGCGUGACACACCUACGCACUGCAGCCUGACACAUUAAUGUGUCGCGACACACAGUUUGGAAAGCUCUGGCACAGAGGAACCUGGAUAAAACAGAUGCCUACUUUGGGAGUGGAUGUGGAAGUAGAUUUCCUUCAACUGUGCGGAUCUGCAAGGUAGGGAUUUGAAGCUUCCAGUUUUCUUGUUUUCAACCUCUCCCAAUGAGAUAUAAUGCCAUGAUAUUCAUCAGCAGAUAGGGAGACUUCUACCAGCCUGAGGUCCGCAUUCCUCUCCUAGGCAGUGUUCCAAGGGUUGCAUGACAAUGGCGGGCACAACCAGAACCCAAAAGUAAAUGGAACAAUGGCUUGUACAGUAGGCUAUAGUACACCAAAACCAAGAUCAAGUUCAGUCUAUAAUUUUUAUUAUGAUGACCCACCCUUUAGCAGCAGGUCCCAGGGCAGGUUAGAAUAAUUUAAAAUCCAGUAUUAAAAGCAGUGAAAACAGACUGCAGUCACAGGAAUGGGGUGAGCUUUAAAGUCACAUAGUUCAGGUUUGUCUGCAUAUACACACAAUCUUCCAUUCUUCAGUCACACAGAAGCACUCAAGGAGUGGAAAGGGGUGUGGUCUGGGAAGAGGGGGUGUGGCUUGCAGAGAAGGAAUGGCCAUAUCUGGCCCUCUGGUCCUGAGAUUUCCCCCUUCCUGAUAUUUGUAGUUCAGUUCUUGAGCGCUCAAAGUGAUUUUCUUAUAUCUCCAGUUGUUCUCACAGUAGCCCUCUCAGGUAGGCUGAUGAUAUUAAGCACAUAGUGCAGCUUGUGUAGGUUGGACUUGAGUUGUUAUUAUGUUAUUAUUAUUUAUUAAGUUUAUAUACCUGUACCCACACUUCACAAGAUAAAAUCGCAAUAUAAAAACGCAAAAUGCAUAAUCAAAAUAAGGCAGCUCAGUGAAGUCCCUGUUGGAGGUGAGGUUCCAAUGGGGAGGGGUACUUCUUCAUCAUGCACAGCAAAUACUUCCACAUGCUUACUGGGGGAGUAAGUCCCCCUGGGGCUUAGUAAAUUGACUUGGUAUAGCUCAACCUCAGGAUGUUUACUCACAAGUAAGCCCCUUUAUGUUCAGUGGGAAUUCCUAGCAGGUGUGCUUCAGGCUACAACCCUAAUAUCUCUUGGCCACCUUUGUUAGAACUUUUAUUCCAAAUUAUAACCUAUAUUUCUUCUGAGUAUGCCUAGUAACUGAGAUGGUAAGUAUCAUUGCAAUGGCCUUGCAAAGAAGUAGGAUAGACUGAGAGGUGGUGAUUGGCCCAAGGCCACCCAGUGAACUUCAAGGCUGAGUGGGCAUUUGGACCUGGUGUGACACUCUAACCGGACUGGCCCAUGGUCAGAGAGGAUGAGAAUUUUAGUACAACAGCCAGUUGUGCUGUGGUCUGUUGUCAGAGACCUGUUGCUAUUUCUGCAGCAGGGGCCCUGCUUCUAGCAUUAUAGAGCCGUUCCAUCAGCAUGAAAGGGGGCUUUUUAGCCACUGUGUACUCUAAAUCGGGAUGCAGGUGGCCCUGGGAUGCAGGUAGUGCUGUGGUCUAAACCACAGAGCCUAGGGCUUGCUGAUCAGAAGGUUGGCGGUUCGAAUCCCUACGAUGGGGUGAGCUCCCAUUCUCGGUCCCUGCUCCUGCCAACCUAGCAGUUCGAAAGCACGUCAAAGUGCAAGUAGAUAAAUAGGUACUGCUCCAGCGGGAAGGUAAAUGGCAUUUCCGUGCGCUGCUCUGGUUCGCCGGAAGUGGUUUAGUCAUGCUGGCCACAUGACCUGGAAGCUGUACGCCGGCUCCCUCGGCCAGUAAAGCGAGAUGAGCACCACAACCCCAGAGUCAUCAGCAACUGGACCUAAUGGUCAGGGGUCCCCUUUGCUCCUUACUCCAAAUCUAAGUAUUUAGGAUUACUGAAAACACAAGGAGCUCCAUUUCCAAGAGCAUGGCAUGCAAGCUCUUUUAGGUACAAUGGAACUCCACAGGAAUCACAGUUCAAGUCAUUCUGAAAGAAGAUAUUGGAUUACAUGCCUACUGCCCCAGGAAAUUAUUUUCUAUGAAAUAUUCCAAAAUUACACCAAGCUUAACUCUGCAUUGUCAUGCAAGACAAUGUCAAGAAUACUGCCCUAUGCCAAUCAUAGUGUACAUAGGGUGGGGUUUAUACUCCCAGUGCCUUAUAGAUUUCUAAAUACACUAUGUUUUGGGCAACCAGAAACCAUACACUUGCAGAGCUAGGAGAGUGUUUCCUCUCUAGUUGUCCCAGUGUUGUCUAGUUGUCCCAGUGUUGUCUCUAGGUCAACACUAAGUUUUCUUUCCAGGGUAGGGAACCUUUUCCAGCCUGGGUGCCGCAUUCCCUUCUGGGAAAGCUUCCAAAGGUCAGUGGUUGGUGGGGUCAGAGGCAAAAGUGGGUGGAGCAAGUAAUGUAAAUCAUUUAAUGCACAGUAGCCAAAAUUCUACACUCACUUGCAUACCCUUCUCCAUCCUUCAGCCAAACAAGGAGGAGGCAUGAUAAGAAUUCAAGGACAUACAGCGGACACUUGGGUUGCGAACGUGAUCCGUGCAGGAGGCACAUUCACAACCCGCAGCGCCGCGUCUGUGCACUUGUAGGUCGUGACUCGGUGCUUCUGCACAUGUGCAAAGCGCAAUUUAGUGCUUCUGUGCAUGCGUGAGUGCCGAAACCUGGAAGUAACCUGUUCUGGUACUUCUGGGUUUGGUGCGGUGCGCAACCUGAAAACGCGCAACCUGAAGCGUCUGUAACCCGAGGUAUGACUGUAUUCUAGCCAGGCAAAAACACUGAAAAAAAGGGGUGAGGCAUGUGAUCUAGGGAAAGUUCUGAGGACCAGAUAGAGAGGAGUGGAGGACCACAAUGGGAUUCUGGGUCUCUCUGUUCCUUAUUCCUAAUGGUUCCUGGGUCUGAAAAGGUUGACGACAACUGUCCUGAAGGAUACAGUCUUGGUUGUGUCAUUGUAGGAUAGGAUGUUGUUCAAAGCUAUGGGACAAGGAUAACUGUGACUUUAAAGGUGAAUGGGAACCCUUUACAAAGUAUUUGAAGACGCAACAAAGCGAACUGGACUCCUUGGCUGGCUUUGAAUAAACAUUCACAAACUUUUUAUUGAUAAUAAUCAGCUAAAUAGUUUGAGGAUCUAUACCACUUUGUAACAUGCAGAAAACAGCAUUCUCAGAGAAAUCAAAGACUGGAACUGAGGGAAGCCGGGGGUGUGUGUGUGGGAGGGAGGGGGGGAGGGAGGGAGGAAAAAUGGGGGGGGGGGGAAAUAAGGUUGAUAUGUUUCUGGAUAAUAUGUUUUGUUUUAAUUUUGAAUUUUUUUUUAAAGGAUGAUGUUCAAAGCUUAGGGUGCAUCCCUCCACUUCCUUACUUUUAAGUGUGUUUUGGGGUCACCCCAGGUUUAAUAGCAUAGAACUAACAAACAGGCUCUUACUGAAGAUUGUUCUUCUGCAUUGCACAUGGGACAGGUCCUCAGUCAUGGAGGUGUAUUGGCUAUGGGAUAGUUAGGUCAUAUAAGUAUCAACUUCUUAUCGAGCCUCUGCACUUUUAAAAAUGUAUUGUUGUUAUUUCUGAAAUACAUGCAACAGGCAAACAUAGACAACAGCAAUCAUAUUGUGGCUGAUCCCUAAAUGGGGAUGCAUGGAGAAAAUAACAGUCUUGAAAGGUAUCAGACAUGUACCGUAUUUUUCGCUCUAUAACACGCACCAGACCAUAACACGCACGUAGUUUUUAGAGGAGGAAAACAAGAAAAAAAAUAUUCUAAACGAAACAGUGGAUGUAUUAUUUUUGUGGUUCAUGCUGUGGCCACAGACAUGUGAUCUGACAGUGAGUUUAGAGUAGCCCAAUGCAAAAAUCCUGAGGAUCCAUGUGGAUCCAUGCUUUGUAACCACGUUUUUGCACCACUGCGACCCCAGGCAACAGUGGGUGUGUGGUUUUUUUGGUACAAGAUGUAGCCAUGGACAUGCUAUGUGAUCUGAUGGUGAAUUUGGGGUGACCCAGUGCAAAAAUCCUGAGGAUCCAUGUGGAUCUGUGCUUUGUAACCACGUUUUAAGUGGGGAGGGAAGGAAAAGCACUCAAGGGACAAGGAGCAUGCAUGGGGUGUGUGGAGAAGGAUGCUGCUAAUAAUGCUAUUUAGCGAGCUGAGUGGGGAGGAGAGAGGGACAGAGAGCCUGCUUGCUUUAAAGGAGCCAACCAGACAGGAGCCGCUUACCUCUCCUCUCCCGCUUUGCUCCUUUAAAGCAAGCAGGCUCUCUGUCCCUCUCUCCUCCCCACUCAGCGGCUCUUCUCCCGCUUUGCUGUUUCAAAGCAAGCCAGGAGGAGGGAAGGAAGGGGAACCAUGGAUCCUCUGCUCACGACUGCAGCAGAUCCCCCCCGCCACCCGUAGGCAUUCACUCCAUAACACGCACAGACAUUUCCCCUUACUUUCUAGGAGGAAAAAAGUGAGUGUUAUGGUGCAAAAAAUACGGUAUAUUCAUUUCUUAAAGAAUUCAGUCCAAUAAGUCUCUCCACAGGUUAUAGUGGAGAGCGUGCUUUGUCCCCAGAUUGUGGGAAUCUGGAAUGGGGAGCUAAUAACCCACUUUGACCUUGUGAAAAGUGAACUAUUUUGUUGUUUUUAAAGUUAUCCACUUCUUGGACAUAAGGUGACUUGAAGGCAAUUCUCUGUAGUUAACAGAUAAAACCGUGCUACUAUAUAUAUAUAUAUAGAAAAAAACCAAAACCACCAUAUCUUCUUGAGUUUUCCUCUGUCCCUAUAAACAGGUGGAAAAUCUGUGGCUCAUCAGGUGCACAAGAAUAUUAAGAUUUGAUUGGUAAUUUUGCUGAUGAUUUUAUAGUUUAUAUUCUUUUUGUAAAUUGAUUUGAGAUAUUUAUUAUUUAUUUAUUUUUACAACCAAGUGGCAUAUAAUUGUAUGAAACAAACCAAAAAGCCACAUGGCUGGGGGAAUACCUUGAGUUUUCCAGAAAUCUUCAUCAGGUGUGAUCAAGGUUGGGGAGCCUCAGUUCCAGGGGCCAAUUGUGGCAUUUCCAAACCUUUCUGUUUGGCCCUAUGAUGCACCCCAGGACAUCACCAUCAUACCCCGCCCAACUGACUGGGUUGACCCAGCCACUCUUGGGGGCUGUGGAGAUGCCUUAUGCUUUUCUGGAAGGAGGAGGGUGAAAGUAUAUAUUUAGCUGGUGGUGAAGCCAUCACUGUCUGUAUCUUGGGUUAAGAACAUAAAAAUAGCCCUGAUGGAUCAGGUCAAAGGCCCAUUUAGUUCAGCCACCUGUUCUCACAAUGGCCAACCAGAUGCCCCAAUGGGAAGCCUGCAAGCCAGACCUGAGGGAAACAGCAGCUUGUGAUUCCCUGCAACUGGCAUUUAGAGGCAUAUACCGUAUUUACCAGGGGAACGCAGGUGGCGCUGUGGUCUAAACCACUGAGCCUCUUGGGCUUGCUGAUCAGAAGGUCAGCAGUUCGAAUCCCUGUGACGGGGUGAGCUCCCGUUGCUCGGUCCCUGCUCCUGCCAACCUAGCAGUUUGAAAGCAUGUCAAAGUGCAAGUAGAUAAAUAGGUACCGCUCUGGCGGGAAGGUAAAUGGCAUUUCCAUGCGCUGCUCUGGUGUCAGUGUUCCGCUGUGCCAGAAGCGGCUUAGUCAUGCUGGCCACAUGACCUGGAAAAACUGUCUGCGGACAAACGUCGGCUCCCUCGGUCUGUAAAGCAAGAUGAGCGCUGCAACCCCAGAGUCGUUCGCGACUGGACUUAACUGUCAGGGGUCCUUUACCUGUACCUUUUUACCGUAUUUACACAAAUCUAAUGCACCAUCGAAUCUAAUGCACACCUUGAAACCAAAAAAGUAUUUGCUGGCGAAUGUAGACACGUCCUCAAAUCUAAUGGACACCCUAAUUUUCAUGACAUAAUUUGGCCAAAAAAGGUGUGCAUUACAUUUGAGCAAAUAUGGUAUACUGCCUCCAGUACUGGAAUUGGUGCACAGCCAUCAGGAAUAGUAGCCAUUAUCCUCCUCCAUGGGUUUGUGUAACCCCACCCCCACCCCCAAUCCUUUGCUAAAGCCAUCUUAAGUUGAUGGCAAUCACCUACAUUCUGUGGCAGCAAAUUUCCAGUUUAUAAUUCUGUGUUGUGUGAAGUAUUUCCUUUUGUUUGCCCUGGAUCUUCCAAUAUUCAACUUCAUUGGAUUAGUGCAGGUUCUAAUACAAUGAAAAAGGUGGGGGGGGAAAUGUAACUCUGUCCAGUUUAUAUACCUCUGCCUUGUCUCCUUACUACCUUUUUAUACAGACUAAAAAAGCCCCAACUGUUCCUCGAUUGGGAGUUCCUCUCACCCAGUGAUUAUCUUGGCUGCCCUUUUCUGAAUCUUUUUUCCAGCCUUACAAUGUCCUCCUUGAGAUUCAGUGACCACAGGAUUCAAAGUGUGGUUGCACCAUAGAUUUGUAUAAUGGUGUUACAAUAUUAGCAGUUCCUUUUCAAUCCUAACGAUCCCUUACAUGGAAAUUGUCUUUUCGGCAGUGGCUGUACACAGGACCAGCAUUUCUGCCAAGCCACCCGCUGUAACGACAUAGCCCCAAUAUAUUUCCUGGUGAGUCACACUGUCCUUUGCAGACCCCAUCAGUGUAUAUGUGCAACUGGGCUGUAUCCCCCCCCCCAACAUGCAUUGCUCCACGCUUCCUUACAUUGCAUUGCAUUUGCCUCUUAAUGCCCAUUCACCCAGUCUGGAGAGAUCCUUUUGGAGCUCAACACCAGGACAGUUACAUAUAUGUUGGAAAGCACAGGUCUCAAUACUGAUGCCUUACUCCACUUCUUAACAUCCCUCCUUUGUAGGCACCAUUAACCAUGCUGCUUGGGAGCUGGGAGUCAGAUAUAGUGGAGGGGCCCUUGAUAUGGCCGGCUGUAAUGACAGAUAAGCCUUUCUCAGUAGUCACACUCAAGGUAGAAUUUAUUUCCCUUUUGAGUUUGGAUGGCUUCCUCUUUAACUGCCUUCCAAAGGCUAGUGAAGUCAGAAUUAGUAGUAGAUUUUGCCCAGCCGGGCAUAUCACCAUCUUUUUAUCUUAGAGUUUUGUUUGUAAUCAGUUUUGCCUACUCAUGUUCUGUAUUGUAUGGUUUUAAAAAAUACGUGUGUGUAUAUAUAUAUAUGUGUUUGCUUUUAUAACGAUGCUGUGAGUUUAACUGUUAUAAGCUACCCUAAGUGAUGCAUCUGCAUUAACAGGGUAAAAUUUUACAAAGAUACACAUAUAUUGCAUUUAUAUCCCACUUUUCUUCCAAUGAGCUCAAAGUGGCAUACAUGCUUCAUCACAACCCUGGUUAGGCUGAAAGACAGUCACUCACAAGAGGUUACCCAGUGAUCUUCAGUAUAGCUGACUGGUGAUUUGAACCCUGGUCUCCCAGUUCCCAGCAGGGGCCUGUAACCACCAUACCACUGGCUAAUAAAUAGGUAAAUACCCUUGGGGUGUUUCCGUACCACAAAUCUACAUGAGUUGUUCUGCCUGGCUUUGCAUCUGGCCCACCCACAAUUGGCAUAUGGCUCCUGAAAGGUUUCCUAGAAGAACAUGUUGCCACAGACCGAAAAAAGUUCCCCAUGCUCUUGAUUUGGAGCAAUAUGAAUGGGCUUCUGAGUUCUCAACUGGCUAACGGGAACCAAGGAACCUUUAUAAAGCAGGCUGCCAACUGAGCCAGGGAGCCAGGACCACCCUCCUCUCCUACACAGGGAUGGCCUUGGACAAAUGCAGAUGCCUUGAAGUUGGGAAGGGACUGUUGACUCAGCAGCUCCUGGAACAUCUUGGUCUUUUCUCUGGCUGGGGGCCGCAAAAACAAGGGAGCGGGCUGGCUUGCCUCUUUCAGCAUGCUAUGUUCUGUUUCUCUCUCUAGGAUCAGAGCUGUGAAUAUUAACACUUUGGGUAGUGUGGUGGUGAGAGAAAUUCUCUUGGGUAGGCUUGGUGAGAAAUCGCCAAAGCAGGCAAGAGAAGCCCUCACCUCAUACCCUGGCUUCAGAUUUUUGCAUUCAGUUUGCAUUUCUGCCCUGCCUUGUGGCAUAGACAGAGAUGGCAGCCUUGGCCUGAGGUCAUGCAUGGGGGGGGGGCUGAACCCCUGUCCCAACCCAGCAUGGUUCACUCCUCUUGUCGCAGCAGCUAAGGCAGUGUCUGGUUGGCUAGGGUGAGGUGUGCCAAGUUGCCUUGGCAGUGGUGUGUGUGUAUAUAUGAAGGUGUUUUCGAAAGAACACCCAAACAACUGCCAACUUUUUUGGGGGUGGGAAUGCUGGAAUUGCUUUUAUAAAUAGCUUUUUAACGCUGCCUGUGGCAAUUAUUCUGGAGUAAGAGCUAGCAAAGGGACACGGGUGGGGCUGUGGGUUAAACAUCAGAGCCCAGGGCUUGCCGACCAGAAGGUCGGCGGUUCGAAUCCCCGCGACGGGGUGAGCUCCAGUUCCUCGAGCCUUGCUCCUGCCAACCUAGCAGUUUGAAAGCACACCAGUGCAAGUAGAUAAAUAGGUACCACUCUGGCAGGAAGGUAAACGGUGUUUCCGUGCGCUGCUCUGGUUCGCCAGAAGCGGCUUAGUCAUGCUGGCCACAUGACCCGGAAGUUGUACGCCGGCUCCCUCGGCCAAUAAAGCAAGAUAAGCACUGCAACCCCAGAGUCGGUCAUGACUGGACCUAAUGGUCACCGGUCCCUUUACCUUUACCUUUAAAAGCUAGCAAGAAAUUGGUAGCAGGUUCCAAUUUUAAUACCUCACCUCUUCUCCCCAUGAUCCCUUGAGCUGGAACAAAGGCCUUAUGUCAAGUCAGACGACUGGCCCCUCUAGGUCCCUCUAUACUGACUGGCAUCAGCUUUCCAGGAUUUCAGACAAGAGGUUUCUCCCCGCCCUAUCUGGAGAUGCCAGGGAUGCCAGUGGGGGGGGGGGGAAUGAGUGUUUAGACCCCUGGGCUCUCACUUGUGGGUUGCCUCAGGGUUCUGUCCUCUCCCCCAUGCUUUUUAACAUCUACAUGAAGCCGCUGGGGUGUUUGGACUGGGUGUCCAUCAGUACGCAGAUGAUACCCAGCUCUACCUCUCUUUCAAAUCAGAACCAGUGAAAGUCCUGUGCGAGUGCCUGGAGGUGGUUGGAGGAUGGAUGGCGGCUAAUGGAUUGAUGUUGAAUCCUGACAAGACAGAAGUACUGUUCUUGGGGGACAGGGGGCGGGCUGGUGUGGAGGACUCCCUGGUCCUGAAUGGGAUAACUGUGCCCCUGAAAGACCAGGUACGCAGCCUGGGAGUCAUUUUGGACUCGCAGUUGUCCAUGGAGGUGCAGGUCAAUUCUGUGUCCAGGGCAGCUGUUUAUCAGCUCCAUCUGGUACAUCGGCUGAGACCCUACCUGCCCACAGACUGUCUUGCCAGAGUGGUGUAUGUUCUAGUUAUCUCCUGCUUGGACUACUUCAAUGCGCUCUGUGUGGGGCUACCUUUCAAGAUGACCCAGAAACUGCAACUAAUCCAGAAUGGUGACUGGGGGUGGCCGCCGAGACCACAUAACACUGGUCUUGAAAGACCUACACUGGCUCCCAGUAUGUUUCCGAGCACAAUUCAAAGUGUUGGUGUUGACCUAAACGGCCUCGGCCCAGUAUAUCUGAAGGAGCGUCUCCACCCCCAUCGUUCUGCCCGGACAAUGAGGUCCGGCGCCGAGGGCCUUCUGGCGGUUCCCUCAUUGCAAGAAGCAAAGCUACAGGGAACCAGGCAGAGGGCCUUCUAUGUAGUGGCACCCACCCUGUGGAACGCCCUCCCAUCAGAUGUCAAAGAGAUAAAGAACUACCUGACAUUUAGAAGACAUCUGAAGGCAGCCCUGUUCAGGGAAGUUUUUAAUGUGUAACAUUUUAAUGUAUUUUUAAUCUUUGUUGGAAGCCACCCAGAGUGGCUGGGGAAGCCCAGCCAGAUGGGUGGGGUACAAAUAAUAAAUUAUAUUAUUAUUAUUAUUAUUAUUAUUAUUAUUAUUAUAUUGAACCUGGGAUUUUCUCCAUGCAAAGCAGAUGAUUUGUCACUGAGCUGCAGUUUAGGAAGGUUGUUGGCAAACUGGAAAGUGUGCGAGAUGAUAAAAAAUCUGGAAACCAAGCCUUAUGAGGAAAAGUUGAAGGAGCUGCGUAUGUUUUGCCUGGAAAAGGGGGAGACAGAGGAAUUAUGAUAGCUUUUUUCCAAUGUCCCAAGGGCUUUCACAUGGAAGAUGGAGCAAGCUUGUUUUCUCAUGCUCUGGCAGGUAGGACUCAAACCAAUUGCUUCAAGUUACAAGAAAAGAGAUUCCAACUAAACAUCAGGAAAAGCUUUCUGACAGUAAGAGCUGUUAGGCAGUGGAGGGUCUCCCUUGGGAGGUUGUGGACUCUCCUUCCUUGGAGGUUUUUAAGCAGGGGUUGGGUGGCCAUCUGUCAUGGAUGCUUUAGCUGAGAUUCCUGCACUGCAGGGGGUUGGACUAAAUAUUCCUCAGCGUCCCUUCCAACUCUACAAUUCUAUGAUUCUAAGACUUUUGCUACAGAAAGGUUUGUGGUUCUCUGUGCCCAACCCCAAAAGAAAUCAAUGGCUAGGAUAUUUGGGUAGUCGGUGGAGAAUUAGUGUGAUGUCCCAGGAUGUGGAAACUUGUUGAAAGCUGCAUUUAAAUGGGGGGGGGGGGCAGCACUCAAACAUGUGACUUGCUCCACCUGCAUUCUAAAGUAGGGUUGUACCACAUGCUCUGUUUCUGAUUGUAUGGGUCCUCUUGCUUGUGCAUCAUCUGAACACGGUGCUAAGCUGAUGGGGCAGCAACACUUAAACAUUCUGACGGUGGGGGAGGAAUUUGUGAUGACUCCACUCAUGUUUACCAUUGGUGACUCAUGAACAUGCAUGAUGUGCGAAUUGGACUUUGGAACCUGUGGCAGAAGAGUGACUCAGCUGCAUCCAAGUUUCCAAAGGUGCUUACAGGUGUGGAUGUUGAACAGUGUCCCAAUUAUUGCUGCUCUCCUUUAAGCUGUGAGUGGAAUAGCUACUCUAGUUCCAUAUUUCUUUAAUUCAAAUAACAGCCUUCCCCUCAUUAAUUUUACUGGACAAGCCAACAGCUAUUGCUAAUUCACGUUCAGUGACACCUAUAUUUUCAGUUUGACUUGUGUUAUGUUGUGUACCAGCAUUCUCUGGUCCUAACAACCAGUCCUUUUUUUCUGGCGGUUCUCGAGGGUAUGCAGUCCCCCCCCCCCCAUGUUAAAAGUGCCACACUUACUGUAACAACUUCAUGGUACCAGCACCUUUUUUUCCUUAAAACAAAAACAAAAACACCACUGCUAACAAUGGUACCCAACUAAUGAUUCCCCACCCCCACCCCCAGCUGCACUAUACAUUUAAAUCACUGAACAGGUGAAUAUGAGGGAGAUGAUUUGCUCGUGAUGUCUUGCAGAAAAAAGGGAGCCUGGCAAUUCUGUGUUGAGUGCCCAGUGUAGAAGUAAACCUAGAUUGUGGGUGGGGAACCUCAGGCCCAAGGGCAAAAUGCAGCCCUCAAGGCCUCUCUGUUUGGUCCUUGGAACUCACACCUCACCAACCUGGCUUUGCAACCUGAGAGCUCUUUUGCCUGUCUGGAAUGUGUCCUUGAAUGCUGUGCUUGCUUGCCUGGGUGGAGAAUAAAGAGGUGUGUGUGCAUGCAUUUGCAUAGAAAGUAGCCGACUGUACAAAGGUGAAAUUUACAUCCCUUGCUCAACCCAUUUUUGUCUCUGACCCCACCCGCCCUCAGGCACUGAAAAAAAGACUUGGAAAGAUUCUCCAAAUCACCAGUCAUCACAAUUGGGGCAGGAUAAGAAACUGCACUCCAUCCUAGCUACAUGAACAGGCCUAUGAGUGUGUACAAAACAGUUUCCUUCAGACUUGCAAAAUAAUCAAGGGUGGCUGGGGAGCUUGAUCUGUCCUGGUGCUAGGAACUGAUAAUAGGAGUAGAUGGGUGUGUGUGGUGGGGGGGGUGUCUCUUUAGAGCACUGGUUCCCAAACAUUUUUGGGCCACCCCUUCUUUGGUUCCACAAACUCAUCCCCAGUGUCCUCUGCCCAAUAAAAAGCAUUGUUCAGAAUAGCAGCUUGCAUGACCCACUAAAGAAGAUAGCAACACAAGAAAACACCGUAUUUUUCGCUCUAUGUGACACACUUUUCCCCCCCUAAAAAGUAAGGGGAAAUGUGUGUUCGUCUUAUGGAGUGAAUGCAGACUGUGUGGCUAUCCCAGAAGCCAGAACAGCAAGAGGGAUCACUGCGCAGCGCUCCCUCUUGCUGUUCUAGCUUUUGGCUUAGCUGCGUGAAGCCUCUUCAGGGCAUGGGGAGCCUUCAUCCCGCUGCCCUGAAGAGGCUUCGUGUGGCUGUUGCUGGCUGAGGGCCACCCCUCAGUCUCUUCCCCCACCUCCCAGAAAAGCCCACAAGAGCCGUGCUCUUUUUAAAGAGCCACGCGGAGCGUGUGUGUGGCUCUUGGGGGCUUUUCCCCGAGGAGGGAGAAGCCUGCAAGCACCGCACACAUGCUCCUUGCGGCUCGUGAAAGGGAGUGCUGAGCAGAGCCUGGGAUGCAUACAGGCUCUGCUCAGCGCUCCCUUUAAAGAAUAUUUUUUUUCUUGCAUUCUCCCUCUAAAAACUAGGUGUGUCUUACGUUCAGGUGCGUCUUAUGGAGCAAAAAAUACGGUACUAAACAAUAACCAAUAAUCAUAGAUUUAUUCAAAAUUCAAUUAAAACUAUUCAGUUUAAUUAACUCAACAAAACUGAUGAACUUGACUCAGUCAUACCAGCUUUUCAAAGCCUGAUAGUCACUUAUACCUCCCGUGCCCUCUUGCUGCCCCCUUGCCUUUUAGCUCCCCACCCCACAAGGUAAUCCUACUGUCCCCCAUGGCGCAGUACCACCCCUUUCGGGAACCAAUGCUUUUAGACCUUUGUGACUUCUAAUGUCAUGUUGGAUUAAUGUUUUGUUGUUAAAGCUGCACAAUGGUGUCAGUGGAGCCGUGGUGUCUUGCAGUGUUGGUCCUGCUGUUUGAAGAUAAUCUCUCUCCCAUUUGCUCAGUGGAUUCUGAAAGGUGGGGGGAGCUUAGGCAGAGAAAGAGAAGCCAAAUAUCGAAGCUGGUCAGCAGAUCUGUUCUGCGAUUGUGCCCUGUCCCUUGUGCUCAGCUUCAGUUUGUUAUUUUGCUGAGAUUUGAAGUGGGUGAGUGUGGAAUCGUAAGCUUUUGGCUGCUCAUUGCAGUCUCACAAAACCCCUCCCGUGUCUUGUGAAUGCUGGUCAUCCAAAGAGAAAUGAGUUGAUUAAAAUUGAGGAAUAGCAACUUAAUAUUGAGGCGUUGCAGGACUAGACAAUUUAUUCUGUCAAAGAAGUGGCAAGUUUUUAGGGAACUAAGAGUGCAUUAAAUUAAUCAGCUCCAGUCUACCAAAGCUGGUGCCACAAUAAAUUGCUGUGUGUUUUUAAGAGUGUUUUAUGGGUCCUCAUUGUUAAGCUGCCAUUUCUCAUGUUUUUAUCUACUCUCGUUUGACUGUAGCUUAAAAUUUAUUUCAUUCAUAUAAACUGACGCAUGCCACUGUCCUGGACCCUUGCAUCUUAUUUAUAACCAAUUGUUGUUAAGAACAUAAGUAGAGACCCUGCUGGAUCAAACCAGUGCCCAUCUAGUCCAGCAUCCUGUUCUCACAGUGGCCAAUCUGAUGCUUAUUAUGGGAAGCCCACAGACAGGACCUGAGUGCAACAGCCAGUACUUGUGAUUCUCAGCAACCUUGGUAGUUGUGAUGAUUUAGAGUUCCAUUCUGUUAAGUAUCUGGUGAAGACCUUCCUCUUCCAGUGAGCCUUUUAAGUAGAUGUUUUCCCCAGUCUUUAUCUGUAUUGGAACUGUGUUUAGAUUAACAAUAAAAACAAUUUGUUACCUGCCCUUCACCCUAAGUCCCAGGGCGGGUUAUAACAUUAAAACACAAUAUUAAAAAUUGUUUUCAAACAACUUACAAUCACAAAUGUUGCAUGAUAUAAACUUAACUUAUAUAGGGUGAUAACUUAUACACUACAGGGGUGCCCAAGCUUUUUCAAAGAGGGCCAGAUUUGAUGAAGUGAACAUGUGUGAGGGCCGACCAAAGUUGAGCUUUUUUUUUACAAUUUUACCCUAAAGUUGUUGAGCUUUUUCUAGGAUUAUUUAACCCCAAAGUUGUUGAGCUGUUUUUUAGGAUUGAAGCUGUUGAGCUUUUUUUUUUUUUUUUUUUUUUAAAAUGCUGAGCCUUUUUUAGGAUUUUACCCCAGGACAUAUACUGCCUGUUAUGCAGGGUGUCUUUUGGGAUGGUACCCAAUCUUCAUUCUACUCAGAGUAGACCCACUGAAACCAAUGGACCAAAGUUAGCCAUGCCCAUUAGGAAUGACUAUUGGAUACAACUCCUGGAACUAGCACUCUUGAGAGGACUUUUUGAAAAAGCCUUUGGGGACAGCCCCAGAACAGAUUGUUUGGGAAUCAGACCUGAGUGGCGCAUCAAACGCUUGAUCGGUUCUCUUAUCUGGCAUAGAAUUGGUAUAAAGUUGGUCCGCUCCCUGUUUGGUUUUGCACAAUGAGCUCUGGCUCUCUGUGAUCCCCCCCUGUGCCUGCUUUCCAAAGACAGCUGCAAACUAGACCUUCAAUCAGCAUUUUGCAUCCCUCUAACAUUGUCCUCUUGCUUGGGGAGGGAUGGAGUGUCUGCUGCACUGGCUUUGCCCCAGAGGCACCACACAGUUCCCUGUAGCCAUUGCACACAAUCCAGAGCAGCCUGCUCCACUGCUUUGUGUUGCAGGCUGGUAUGAAGUGCAUUACUCAUUUUGGAAUGAAGUGCCUAGGAGGGAGACUUUCAGAGGGUUUGCUGUGGUAAGUCUGUUGUUGCCAAAAAAAGAAAGAAAAGGAAAAAGGUCACACAGCACUUUUUUAUGAACUAACAGGUAUUGGGGCAUAAUGUUUGUGGAGUAGAACCCAUGUCAUCAGCACUGUCUACAGCACUGGAGGCUGCUUCAUUAAAGCGAAUGGGGCACUGCCUCACAUCCUCAGUCCUCCCUCAGUCACCCCUUGUCUGCCUGCCAUUCUUACUUACAAACUAGCUCAGGGGGUGGCCAGCUUCCUUCUCCUCCUGAGGGCUCAUCCAGACUUCUGCUUCUCCUGCCACUUUCCCCCAAGGAAGACCCCAUCUUUACUGCUGAUUUGGAGCAAACAUCAGUUGGGUUUUCCACAGAUUCAUAUUUGCUCCAAUUCAGUGCUUAAAGAGCAAGAUUUCCAGGGAAAGCAGUGGAGCAAACAGAAAACUGCUCGGACCUGUUCCUUCUAGAACUAGAACAAGCGGAAGUGUGGAAGAGUGUUAGUCCUAGUAGAACUCAGCAGGGAGGAAGAUGGGGACAAAGCUAGGAUUGGUUGGCUCAUUGACUCUGGGUCCUCCUAUCAUUGGUUCUGGCACCAACAACUUUUGGGCUCCUUGCUUUCCACCCUACCAGUCUAGUAGGCACCAACUGAUUCUGCACCCUAUCUACCAGGGAGUUUCUCUUCCUCCCCUCUUCCUGUUCCUUUAUUUGCCUUGGCUGGGGGGGCGCACCUUGUUUGAUACCACUUUAAACAGUCAUGACUCCCUACCCCCCAAACAUCUGGGAGCUGGAGUUUAAGGAUGCUGAAAGAAGACCCCCAUUAUUUGAAAGAAGCCAUGACUGUUUAAAGUGGUGUCAUAGUGCUUUAAACAUAUUGUGUGAAUGUGGCCUUAGCAGUGUUUGAUGACAGAGGGGUUGGACCAGCUUGCAGGUGAGGGUAACCCUUACUGUCUGAAUGUGAGUGUUGUCAGAAUACCAUCUGCAGGGAGCAGCAGGGUCACAGUAUGGCUGUGGCUCUGCAAGUUUGCUCUCUGGUUAGCACACAGACGGGCAGGUGGUCUGGUUCUGGGCUGCAAGCCAGCCAUGCCCUUUUGUACUUAUAGCCAUUUGAGGUGGUGGGACGUCGUCACAAACUCGAAGGGUCUCUGCGUCUGUUGCUAAGGAACUGUAGAGUUGACUGUGGCAGUCCUUUCUCUUUGAAAGGCUGUGUGUCCCACCCCCGCCCACCCCCCAUUUCUGUCAACCCUAAUCUCAUGCCUACCCUACAGGACUCAAGGCUUGCUGUUUUGAUCAAGCAUGCAACCCACCGCUCUGGUGAGCAGCAGCAGCAGCAGCAGCAGAUUGAUUUGGCAAACCAUCUUGAGCCAGGUUGGGCCUCCUGCCACAUUUCCAGGUGGCCCGGGUGUUUGUUCCCCCUCCUUUUUGCCUGAUUGCUGAAUAAAACCCCAUUGGGUUAAAAAUAAUGGGUGAAUUCAUGCACCUUGUGCUGGUGCUGGCUUUCCAUCGUCUUGGAAGGGGUGGGUGAUGUAGAGGCAUUGCUGCCCACAACCCAGAUGCUCCUUUUAGUGCUGGAAAUGAACGAACAUCGGUAGCUGCCUCCUAUUGAGUCAAUGCUAUCUCUAGCUUAGCAUUUCCUACACUAGCAGAUAGCAGCUCUCCAGGGUUUAAGGUUGCAGACUUUCCUAGCUCUACCCAGAGAUGCCAGUGGGAAUUGAACCUGGAACUUUCUACCUCUACCACUCUACCCUCUACCACUGAGCUAUAGCCCUUCUUGUGCUCAAACGUGUUUGUUUGCCUGCACUUCAAAAUAGUAACAAGAACACCAUCUGCACUGCACUUUCAAGCAGUGUCACACCACUCUGGCUUUCCCCACAAAGAUUCCUGGGAAUCGUAGUUCACGAAGGGUGCCAAAAGCUGCUAGGAGAUCCCCAUUUCCUUCAAAGAGCUACCUGUGUGGUUCAUAACAGCCAGUUGCUCUUCCCAAGGAAGUAUGGGAGCUGUAGCUCUGUGAGGAGAAAUGAGAGUCCUCUCGGCAUUGUUAGCAAACUAUAGUUCCCAGGAUUCUUUACAGGAUGCCAGGGCUGUUUAAAGUGCUAUGAUGAUGCUUAAAAUGCAUAGUGCAGAUGGGGCAUUACUUAAAUGCUGUCUUUUAUUGCCAGAGAAUGCCGAUAUACAGCAUAACAUAAAUCAGUGUAAAACACACUGUCCCUGUAAAGGUAUAUUAGAGAUAGGCUUCAAAAGAGAAAAUUAAUCAAGGAAAUCUUUGCUAUUUGGGUUGCAGAAGUCUGGAACCAGACUUGAUAUUCUUCUUACAGAUUAAAGGAGAGCAGCAAAAAUUGGGCACUGUUCAUCACCCACACCUGUAAUCCUAAGACCCAGAAAAUGGGCUCAAGGUGUAUAGUGGUUGACAGCUGGGUGGAAGAUUUCUCAGAAGCCCCUUAUAAGUUGCAGCAGGAUAGAAAUACAUAAAGUAAUACACAAGCAGAAUUAAAACAAAAAACAAAAACCAGAAUCCCAUUUGAGAGGCAGUGUGGUGUAGUGGUUAGGCUGAGUAUUGGAGGUGGUUGAGAACAAAAUGGGUUAACCCAGUGAUUUCCAACCGGUAUGCUGUUAGCACCCCAGGGUGCCUUGAAUGAUGGUCAGAGAUGCCAUGGGCAACACUGGCCUCUGCCACUCUUACCUUCCCUGCUCUGAUGCCCUCUCAAGUCUCUGCUUCCAAAAGGCCUGCACAGCUGUUAGUUGCAGCAGCCCUGGCUACAAGCUCCCUGGGUGAAUAGUGCUUCUGGGGAUGGCCAGGAGGUGCUUCCCAGGCCCCUGUGGGGCAGUGUGAGGAGGCACCUCUCUUUGGGGUGGGGAGGGCAGCUCAGAUACCAGGGGUGGCAGCAGUGCCUGCCCAGAGGACUCCCAGGGAGAGGGGAGAGGAGGUUGAGGAAACACUCCACAAGGGAGGGUGUUCGAAAAGGGGUGAGAGGCUGCCAGCUUGGCUGGCAAAGGGUGACAUAACUGGGUUCCUGAGCCCCACAGGGGUGCUGCAGAAAUCAUGUAGUUGGUCAAGGAAGCCGUGGACUCAAAAAAGUUGAAACCCCAUGGGAUAACCCCAUGGCUCCUUGUAAGAAGGAUGACAACACGACUUCAAAACAUUCUCUCUUUUUCAUUUCUUUCAGUACCAUUGACUAUGGUAUCCUUCUGGAGCAGCUGUCCGAGUUAGGAGUAGGUGGAACUGCUUUAUGGUGGUUCUGGUCUUACUUGUCUGGUUGUUUCCAGAGGGUGAUGCUUGGGGAGUGUUCUUCAGCCCCGUGGAGCCUUCAGUACAAUUUUAUUCCUCAUGCUGUUUAACAUCUAUAUGAAACCACUGAGUGGGGUUAUUCGGAGGUUUAGAGUAUGUUGUCAGCAGUAUGCUAAUGACACACAGCUCUACUUCCACUUUACCUCUGCAGGUGAGACAGUGGAUGUGCUGGAUCAUUGUCUUGCCUCAGUAAUGGACUGGAUGAGAGCCAACAAACUGAAACUCAGCCCAGAUAAGACUGGAAUAGCGGGUGGUUCACUAGACAGGAUGGAAGGGAGGUUGCCUGCUCUUGAAUGGGGUUACACUCCCUCUGAAGGAGCAGGUACAUAGCUUGGAUCUAUUGUUGUCUCUUGGCUCAGGUGACUUCAGUGGUGUAAAGUGCCUUCAAUGAGCUUUGGCUAGUGGUCCAGCUGUGCCACUAUCUAGGCUGGGAUAGCCUAACUUCUCUUUUCUAUGCUCUGGUAACCUCUAGGCUGGAUUGCUUCAACGCAAUAUACAGGGGGCUGCCUCUGAAGAUGGUUUGGGAACUUCAGCUGGUGCAGAAUUCAGUGGCUAGGUUGCUCACCAGGGCAAGGUGAUUUGAGCAUAUAAUGCUAAUCCUGGCCCAAUUGAACUGGCUGCCAAUUAGUUUUGGGGCCCAAUUCAAAGUGCGGGUUUUGACCUAUGAAGCCUGAAAUGUGGUCCCUCUCCACAUAGAAACCUACCUGCAUCCUGAAAUCAUCCCCUGAGACCCUUCUUUGUGUGCCUUUUCCACAAGAGGUCCAGAGGACUGGCAACACAACAAUGGGCCUUUUCUGUGGUGGUUCCCCAUUUGUGGAAUGCUCUCCCCAGAAGGCUUGCCUGGCACCUUCCUUACAUAUCCGAGCACAAUUCAAAGUGUUGGUGCUGACCUUUAAAGCCCUAAACAGCCUCGGCCCAGUAUACCUGAAGGAGCAUCUCCACCCCCAUCGUUCUGCCCAGACGCUGAGGGCCUUCUGGUGGUUCCCUAUCUGCGAGAAGCAAAGCUACAGGGAACCAGGCAGAGGGCCUUCUCGGUAGUGGCUCCCGCCCUGUGGAACGCCCUCCCAUCAGAUGUCAAAGAGAUAAACAACUACCUGACAUUUAGAAGACAUCUGAAUGCAGCCCUGUUCAGGGAAGUUUUUAAUGUGUGACAUUUUAAUGUAUUCUUAAUCUCUGUUGGAGAGAUGCGCCAGAUGGGCGGGGUACAAAUAAUAAUAAUAAUAAAUAAUAAUUAUAAUUAUUAAUCUGUAGGUGCCAGACAAAACAAUUCCUCUUUCCCCAUGCCUUUGGCUAAUUAAAUAAUCUAUGGCCAUUUAAACUGUAUUGGGUGGUAUUCUUGUUUUUGUUUGUUACUAUGCUAUGUAUUUUUGUGUUUUUAUAUUUAAAACAUUGUGAUCCUCGAAUGAAGGGCAGUAUAAAAAUUUAAUUAAUUUAACAAAGAAAGAAAGAAAGAAAGAAAGAAAGAAAGAAAGAAAUAAUGAGGUGUAUGGGUUGUUAGGCAGUGUUUGAAAUUAUCCUGCAUCUCUAACUAAGAAAGAUCAGGUACUGAGAAAGGCUUCUGCCUGAGAUUCUGGGCAGCUGCUGCCAGCCAGGGCUGGAUGAACCAACUAUGGUAUGUGGCAGCCCUGCGUGGUCCUAGGAGACUCUGGUAAUCAGUUCCAGUUCUCUUUUUUAAAAAUCCCCUUUUGUGACUGGAUCGAAAUGUCCUGGCGCCACCCUCGGUGCCUGGCACCUCCACUUGCCUGGCUGCAAUCAGCUGGUCUGUCGAGCACAGUGGUAGCAAAAGACCUUGCGCCUUUUGCUGUCGCGCUACCCCCACCAAACGUCUGAUUUGCCUGGCAGCAUAAAUGAAUAAAUAAAUUGCUGCUACCCUGCAGACCCCCUGAUUUGCCCAGCAGCAAGUUAAAUAAACAAAUCCCCUCCCCCCCCCCCCCGCUGCCGGGUGAAUCAUGUUUUUUGUGCAGUAGUGCCAUAGCAAAAGGUGUGGCAAAAUCAGCAGACCACCUUAAUUCACCCAGCAGCAUUGGGGGGGGGGUGUCUGCAUGGCUGCCUGGUCUGGUAGCAGGGCAAAAGAAGGGGGAAAAAAAUACAUUUUGUUUUGGGGCCAGCAACCUAGGUCCCAUGAGCCCCACGGCUCCUACCAGUCCUAUCCCAGUUUCUAGCACUGGUGUUAGGGGAGGGGUUGUAUCUCUGGUGGGGAGCAAAUUGUGCUUCUUCUAGGUCAGUUUGCCCACCUUUGUUCCCCACUCUGCACUCAUCUCUCACCUGGGGCUCCUGGAAGCUGUCAGCUUAUAGCAACAGCCACACCCUAGGAAAUGGCUUCGACUGGCUGGCUAAACCAGGUGAGGGCAGCCGAUGGGUCUGAAAUCCUUGGUGAGUUAGGCUCUUCCUGUGCACAUGAAGACAGGCUCUGGAAGAUUCAGUGGGCAAAAAGACCAAGAGUGGCUCCAAUGGUCAGGAAGGCAGUUUCUGCAUGUGCUGUAGAGCAUGGGUCAGCAAACUUUUUCAGCAGGGGGCCAGUCCACUGUCCCUCAGUCCUUGUGGGGGCCGAACUAUAUUUUUUUUGCGGGGGGGGGGGGGGAAUGAACGAAUUCCUAUGCCUCACAAAUAACCCAGAGAUGCAUUUUAAAUAAAAGCACACAUUCUACUCAUGUGAAAACACACUGAUUCCUGGAUCGCCUGUGGGCCAGAUUUAGAAGGCAGUUGGGCCGGAUCCGGCCCCUGGGGCCUUAGUUUGCCAACUUAUGCUGUAGAGCAGUGGUUCUCAACCUGUGGGUCCCCAGAUGUUGUUGGACUACAACUCCCAUCAUCCCUGAGCUCUGGCCAUGCUUGCUGGGGCUGAUGGGAGUUGUAGUUCAACAACAUCUGGGGACCCACAGGUUGAGAAAGGCUGCUGUAGAGGGAAGUGCGGGGCAGAUGGGGCUCACCAACCUGGGAAGGUAGCCCCACUAGGAGAAGGAAAACUCUGAUUCUAAACUUCUGCUGCCUUGCAGGAGAAGAUUGGGUGGUCGGGUGGCACACCUUGUAUACCUCCUUCUGGCAACUCUGCAGCCAAGCUGGUGCCAAAUGUAUCGCUCUGCUUUCCUUUGGACCACAUCAGUGAGGCUGAGAGGGGUGUCUUGUCAUCUGGGCCGCCCAAGACUUCCAUACACACUGCCCAGGCUUGCACUCCAGGGAGGUCAUUUUAGUGCUGCUAAUGCAGAGGUUUGGUUUCAUCCCCAAAGGCAGACUCUAUUGUCUCUCAAGACAGACAGAUGCAAACAAUAAUUAUGGAUGUGAUUUUUUUUUUUUUAAAAAAAGCAUAAUUUCUUCAUAACUGAUUUCUGUGUUGUUUUCUUCCUGCUUUCGCUUCCUUGCAAUGAGGGUGUAGCUUGGCAUACAUUUCCUGGCUAUGUGGGUGAAGAGCUGCAGCUCAGUGAACUUGGCAUGCAGUAGGUCUCGGUUUUAAUCCCAGACAUCUCCAGGGAGUGCUAGGAAUGCCCUCUUUCUGAAGCCCCAGAGAGAACUGUUGCCAGUCAGUGUAUACACUACUGAGCUGAUGGGCCAAGGGUCUCACUCUGUGUUAGGCAGCUUCCUAUCCUUUUUAGUUGACAUGGCAUUCACUGAAAGCAGUGGGUAUCUAACUUAAAAGCUGAUUUAAUUCAUUGGGACUUUGGAGCUGGUUUGCAGACUUAGUUUGGAGCACAAUUGGUGGCUUAGAUACCUACCUGCUUAACUGAAACUCCGUACUAAGCUUUGUCUGCAAUGGGUGGCAUUAUUGACAGAUGGCUGUCUGGUCCAGCGGAGGAUUCUGUCAGCAGCACUGCAGUGGGAAGCCAUUUUUUCGCCUAUUCCCUCUGUCCCCAGUCAUGCUGUUCUGCCCUACCACCCAUCUGCAGCAGAUUUUGGAGGGUGCAGGGGCACGUGGACAAAAUAUCCCCAUGGUACUGACAGAACCCUCUAUUGGGUCAACAAGCUGCCAGGACACUGUGAAGGACAUUGCUAUUGGAUAUGUGCUAAAAACUGCUUGGUUCCACCCUCCCAGCCUACCCCCGCCAAGAAUAGCAUAAGAGAGAAAGGCGUUGCUAGGAGACGUACCUAAAUCAUAAAUUGGGUGAUUGCUUUAUAGAGAAAAAAUACCGUAUUCUAAUAUUUGGGUUGCAAGUACAGUGCGUGUUUGUUUGUUUGUGUGUGAGAAAGAGAAAGGGAGGGAGGGGAGGGGAGAGAGAGAGAGAGAGAGAGAGAGAGAGAGAGAGAGAAUCUCUUCCAGUGCCAAGUCUGUAUGUUCAUCAUUUGGGGCAGGACACAAGAAGAACAUUUUGGGCAAUAUAGAACUUCUUCAUUCUGUCCCACUCUUAACACGGCAUACAGACAUGGUAUUAGGGUAGGGUGGCCCAGCACAAAGCCCAUGGGGACUUUUUUGGUGGCCGUUGGCAACAUUUGAUGGCCCACUGCCCUCACACUGCCUUCCCAAAGCCUGGUUAUUGAGAUGCUGGGCUUUGGGAAGGAGGCAUGAGGGCUCUAGGACCGUGCCAGAGCCUCAUGCCUCCUUCCCAAAGCCUGCUGCCUCACUUACUCAGCUUUGGGAAGGCAGCACAAGGGCUGGAGGGGCAUCAAAUGUUGACCUCACUCCUGUCCCUCCCCACAAGGCAGUUACUGUGGCCCACUUGGUAUGAAAAGUUGGACAGGUCUGUAUUAGAGGAACCUUGGGUAUAUUUGUACCACUGCUUUAAAACACCGAGAACACCCUGUCACAGCUCGGUGCCAGCAACAUCUGGACUUCUAACAGAGCAUAGUUAGGGGGCCACAAGGUUCCUCAACUUCAGAGAAUUGAUUGCCUUACUCAGCACUGGGCAGCUUCCUAAGUUGAUAUGCUGAUAAAUACUGAUACUCUUUAUUUUGGCUUGCCAAGAAAGCUAAUAUUUUCUCCUCCCCUCUUCUUCUUCUCUUCUCCUUUCCAGCUAUCAAGGUGAGCUGUGUGGGUUCCUGUGGGGUCUCCAGCAAAAUAAAUGACACUGCGUGGACUGUGGAGGAGCAGUACUUCAAUACAACCCUUUCAAUGGCUGAUAAAGGUAUGAUUGGAGGAGGAAACUCUGGAUGUAGAUGGGUCUGGUUGUUGAAACAGUUGUGUGGCAGCAGGGACUUGUACUGUCUCCUGAAGAGGUCUCAAACUCUUUUGCUGGUAGCUGGUAAAAGUCAAAGCACAGCUAUGCAUAAGUCUCUAACUCUGCCUUUGGAGUGUCAGACUAGGACCUGGAAGACCUGGGUGCAAAUCCCCACUUGGCUAUGAAGCUCGGUGGGUGACCUUGGGCCAGUCACUACCUCUCAGCCUCACCUACCUCACAGGGUUGUUGUGAGGAUUAAAUGAGGAGGGGGGAAACCAGUAAGGCUAGCUUUGAGCUCCUUGGAGAAGAGAGGGGGGAGGGGUAGAUAUGCAAUGGGUCAAACUACAGUCUGUUUUCCCCCUACCCCGGUAUUAUGACGCCAUUGUGCUUCUCCCCUUAUAUUGAGUCAAACCAUUGGCCCUUUCGCCUUUUAUUAGAAGAUGCUAUAAAACCAGGUGUCUGCUUGGCAGGGGGGAAGAGCUUAACAAGUGGAAAAUGCUCUUCUUGCCUUUCCCCUUCUAGUUGCCACCUGCCUUGCAUCUUGCAGGGCAUCCUGAAUACAGCAUUGGCAGGUGACCUUGGUUUGCAGGUGGGUUGGUAAUGGGAGUGGGCAGGUCCCAAACCAUGUGGGAUUUUACAGCAGGUGCAAGAAGCAUAUGGUCCUCCUGUCAUCCCUGGCCACACUGACCAUGCUUGCUUUAGCUGAUGUAAGUUGCAGUUCAACAAACUCUUGGAAGGCCAGAGGUUCCCCACACCUCCUUUAGAGAUGAGCACCAGAACCUUGGGACUGGAAACGGAUUGGAAGCCGGAGGAACUAUUGAGCAUUGGCAAGGUUCUGUAUUUAAGAGGGUCUUCCUCUGGUGCCCAUGAAUCUCUUGAGUCCCCCACUCCCCUGUGUCCUCUUGGUCAUGAGUGAUAGCCCUUGAGGUGUUUCACUUGCACCCACCACCCACUCCCCACCUACUAUCCUCUUGGUGGUGAGUAUUGCUUUUUAACUUCACAGUACCGGCACCUUUUUCUUCCAAAUGUUAAAAGUGUAGCACUUGCUGUAACAGCUUCGUGGUGAAUACUGACACCUUUUCUUCUUUUUUAAAGCACUGGUUUUGAGGGGCAUUACCUCUCCACCAUCACACUUGAGAAGUGCAUAUUAUUAUUAUUAUUAUUAUUAUUAUUUCAUUUAUACCCCACCCUUCCCGGUUUAAAAAUCGGGCUCAGGGCGGCUAACAGCAAAUAUAAAACAAUGAUUAAAAAUAGCAUAAAAUACAACGUAAAAUGCAGCAUCAAUAUCAAUAAAAUUCAAAAAUUCUGGGGUCAUUUUGGGCAGGGGGGGAACCCAGGCAGUAGACGUCAAAUGAUCACCAGGGCUAACUGGCCAAGUUGGUCCUACUAGGGCCAGCAAGGAGACCAGGGAAGAAUUUAAAUGUGGGGUCCCAGAAAGGGUUUCUUCAUAGAAGAGAAAAGGGAAUAGAGGAUCAGGCUAAUUCAGAUUGAAGGCCAGGCGGAAUAGCUCUGUCUUACACGCCCUGCGGAAGGAGAUCAAGUCCUGAGCUGAAGGAGGAAGUUGAGAGAGUGACACCCUUUCCCACUUCCACUUUCGGCUCUAUAUGCUUUUCAAGGCUCAGAUUAAUUCCACUGGGUAUACAGCUUUUAACAAGAACUCUUGGAAAAAGCAAAACGUUUGUGCGCUUUAAAUUUUAAAUUCCUUAUAAUACUGUGCUUUAAUGCUGUAACCUGUGCUGGGACCUUAGGGUGAAGGGUCAUACCUUGGAUGAAUACGCUUUAGGUUAAGCAUUUUCGGAUUGUGCUCCACGGCAACCCAGAAGUAACAGAACGUGUUACUUCCAGGUUUCGCCGCUCGCGCAUGCGCAGACGCUCAAAAUGACGUCACGCUCAUGCGCAGAAGCGGCAAAACGCAACCCGCAUGCACGCAGUUGCACAGUUGCAUGUUACAUUCACUUCAGGAUGUGAACGGGGCUCCGGAACGGAUCCUGUUUGCAUCCAGAGGUACCACUAUAAUCAUUUGUCUCUUGCUAGUUCAGAGAAGCAGAGAGAAACCCCAUGUACAAUGUAAGGCAGUAUCAUAUUAAAGAGAACCAGUGUGCUCCCAGCAAUAAUGCAAGUUCUCCUUCUUGCAUACAUCCUGUCCCUCAGAAGGAAGGGCAUUUAACUAGUACAAAAAAAUCGCUUUUCUGGGCACAAUGGCUUCCUCCCUGGUGGGAACAGCAUCUUUCUUUGGGGGCUGCCUCCUCUUGAAAAGAGCCCCAGCCCACCUGAAAGAUUCCUGUUAAUGAGCCACUUGGCACAGAUCCAUGGUGUAAGGUGGAUGGGGGACCUGGCCACAUUCCAGAGACACUCUAGGGUUGAAUGAGCGGCGCCUUCCACUGGCUGGCAAACAGGUUGCAAAGGGCACAGAUUAAUUUUGAGCAUCGAAACUAGUCGGUGAAAAACAGCAGCAGCCACUGCUGCACAGUGGUGCUUUGUUAGUAAAUGUACACUGGAGGGGAGGGGAAGGGUGUGUAAGAGCAGAGGAAUUUCAAAUGACGCACUGAAAAAAAUGGGAAAUGUGGCCAAAGGGAGCAGCCAGACUCGCUUGGCAACUUCUGCUUGACUGCGGACUUUGAAGCAAGGUGAGGGGAAGCUACUUGUACACCCUGAGCCAAAGCGUUGCUCCAUCUUCGAUCCUCAAGCCCCACAAGGCGGUGUUCCUUUGCUGCUGCAGAUGGCCUUGGGAUCUUGCUUAGAGCCCUGUUUCUGUGUGUGUGUGUGUGUGUGUGAGAGAGAGAGAGAGAGAGAGAGAGAACAAACUUCAGGUUGUUGCUUUCAGUAGGAGGUUCCUCUUCUGCCUUUAAAUGCCCAGAGCAAAACGGAAAAAACCAGCUGAAGAUUUCAUCCUUCCAAGUGUUUUGGCAAGUUCUGCAGCAGACGGGUAUUCUAGUCUGAAUCUGGAUUGCUGGGCUCUGACUCUUUAAAGGGCACUGGCUCUUGAGAGGCUAUAGGGCAUCUUUCUGCUGAUAAUUUGUCAGCAUGCUGCCUCUGAACAUGGGGGUUCUACCUGGCUAUUGUUUGCCAAAAGCUAUUGAUUAGACAUCUCGUCUAUGGAUUUGUCUAAUUCCCUUUGGAAGCCACCUGUGUCCGUCACACCUUGUGACACCUAGUUCCUCUAUAAAUUGCUUGUUGCAUGAAGCGAUUUAUUUUGCCUUCCCUGAAUUUACCUGGUCUUUAGGUUUUCAUUAGGUAACCUCCAAGAUCUAGUAUUAUAGCGAAAAACAGCCUCUGUGGCCACUGUCUUCUGGUUUUGUAGGGAAAACAUGCCGUGGUGCUCACAAACUACUAGAUAAUUCGGAGCGUUGUUGCUUACAAGAGGAAGUAAGUUUAGAUGAAUCUGUAGGUGGUUUCUCUUAACCAGGCUUAGUGGUUACAUUAGAGGGAGUGGAUGGCACUUUGCUCUAAACCACUGAGCCUCUUGGGCUUGAUGAUUGGAAAGUCAGUGGUUCAAAUCCCCGCAGCAGGGGGAGCUCCUGUUGCUCUGUCCCAGCUUCUGCCAACCUAGCAGUUUGAAAGCACAUCAGUGCAAGUUGAUAAAUAGGUACCACUGUGGUGGGAAGGUAAACAGCAUUUCUAUGUACUCUGGCUUCCAUCACAGAGUCCUGUUGCACCAGAAGUGGUUUAGUUAUGCAGGCCGCAUGACCUGGAAAGCUGUCUGUGGACAAACGGCAGCUCCCUCAGCCUGAAGCAAGAUGAGCACUGCAUCCCAUAGCUGCCUUUGACUGGACUUAAGUGUCCAGGAGUCCUUUACCUUUUUUCUUUUUCUUUUAACCUUUAAUGGUUACAUCAGUCCUAUCUUUACUGCAGUUCUGCUAAUUGACAGCAGGACCUGGGUGGGAGCCCAGAUCAGUGUUAACCAGGCAUAGGCAAACUUGGCCCUCCAGAUGUUUUGGGACUACAGCUCCCAUGAUCCCUAGCUAACAGGACUGGUAGUCAGGGAUGAUGGGAAAUGUAGUCCCAAAACAUCUGGAGGGCCGAGUUUGCCUGUGCCUGGUGUUAACCAUUGUUAACGUGAUGGAACAAGUAGCCAGGGAUAACUAGCCAGUUAGGCAAACAGAGGGAAUUGGAUAUGUGAGCAAGGGGAAAGUAUGUGCAAUCACGUGACCCUCUUAAACACAAUUAAGACACAUCCCUAGCACAGCCUCAUUUGCAGAGCUAAAGGAACCUUUGGUCCUCUAGAUGUUGAUGGGCUAUAUCUCCCAUGAUCCCUAAAAAUUGGCCACAAUGGCUGGAAAUGAUGGGAAAUGGAGUCCCAGUACUGUACUAGUUUUAUGGGAAAGCAAUGCAGUUGAUGGGUCCCGGAGAUGCAAAGACUGCAUAGACUGCUGUAGGUGUAAUUGUUCUUUUUAACAUUUUAAAUGUGGUUUUUAUUAUAUGGUUUUAUGUUUUAUUUGAGAUAUACAGUGGUACCUCUACUUACGUGCCCCUCUUGUUAUGUAUCCUUCAGGAUACGCACAUGGCAAACCCAGAAGUACCUAUUUAUCUACUUGCACUUUGACGUUCUUUCGAACUGCUAGGUGGGCAGGAGCUGAGACUGAACAACGGGAGCUCACCCCUUCACAGGGAUUUGAACCGCUGACCUUCUGAUCGGCAAGCCCUAUUUCCUCCCCUGCCCUCAUCCCCCCCUCCCCAAUGCACAAGUGGCCACCCUCCAAGGGAUUGUUCCUCAACCCUUAACUUUAGUUUUUGGGGACUGCACCGCUGGUUAUUCUUUAAUUUUCUUUAAAAGGUUGCUGUUUUCUUCCCUACUUUUUUGUUUUUUUUAACGCUUGGUAAUUUUGUGUUUUUAUGGUGAGUUGUUUUUAGUUGCUUUUGAAGCUGCUCUAGUUGCUUUUGAUGUGCAGGGUCUAAAAAUAUUGUUUUUAUUUUAUGAGAAGUGCUUCCUUUGAUGAUGCUGUUGUGAUCCUUUCUGGGUGGUUAUGAGGCUGCUGGUACUUAUUGCUACUAAUACUGAUAAUGAUCAUACAUAAUAACAGCAAUAAUUUUAAAAAGAGAAUGGAAUUGAUUACCAGAGUCUCCUAGGAUCAUGGGGGAGCUGCCACAUACCAGUAGUUGGUUCAUCCAACCCUGACUGGCAGCAGCUCUCAGGCAGAAGCCUUUCUCAGUACCUGAUCUUUCUUUGUUAAAGAUGCCAUGGGCUGAACCUUCUGCCACUGAGCUCUGGUCCCGGACUGUUCUCAAACUUUAUUUUAUUUACUUAUUUCAUUUUUUCAUUUUUCAUAUUUACUUAUUUCAUUUUUCAUUUUUUACUACUACUGUACUUGAUUGCAAGACAAAAACAAAAGAACCUCAAAGCUGUUUACAUAAAAACCAGUUUUGUUGAUUUUUUUUUUAAACCAACUCAGUUCGAAACAAGAAAAUUUAAACUUGCAAAAAUGGUUAAAACCAGAUUAAAAUACAGGUCAGCGUUCUACAUGUCUGGGUAAAGGUAAGGGUAAAGGGACCCCUGACCGUUAGGUCCAGUCGUGGCCGACUCUGGGGUUGCGGUGUUCAUCUCGCUUUAUUGGCCAAGGGAGCCGGCGUACAGCUUCUGGGUCAUGUGGCCAGCAUGACUAAGCCGCUUCUGGUGAACCAGAGCAGCGCACGGAAACGCCGUUUCCCUUCCCGCCGGAGCUGGACCUAUUUAUCUACUUGCACUUUGACGUGCUUUCGAACUGCUAGGUUGGCAGGAGCAGGGACCGAUCAACAGGAGCUCACCCCAUUGCGGGGAUUCGAACUGCCGACCUUCUGACCGGCAAGUCCUAGGCUCUGUGGUUUAACUCACAGCGCCACCCACGUCCCAUAUCUGUCUGGGUAAGCUUGCCUAAACAGAAAUGUUUUUAGCAGGCACUGAAAAGCGUAUGGUGGAAGUCUAUGCUUGAUGUAAAUAGGCAGGGAGUUCCAAAGUGCAGGUGCUGCCACACAUAAUAAUAAUAAUAAUAAUAAUAAUAAUAAUAAUAAUUUAUUAUUUAUAGCCCGCCCAUCCGGCUGGGCUCCCUAGCCACUCUAAAAGAUUGAUUUCCUAAAAUGCGGAAUGAGUGUUACGUGGCACCUGCCUGCUCUGCAGAAUGGAGCGGUUGGAGAGGCCUUUAUGGGGUAAGGUGAUUUUUCAGGUAAACUGGUCCCAAGUUAAUGGGAACUUGAUAAUUCUGGGCACACUGGACCUCCUUAGUUCCUGUAAAACAUUUCACAGAGUCUUUGGGGAAGCAACACUGGCCCACUGGCUGGGUAGUCUGUCUGCACUCCAGAAAGCAAGCCAAAAAGGGCUCUUCCUUCUUCCCUGCCUUCAGACAGCAAGCUGAAGCCACGUGUGCAGAUAGAAGCCUGGCUAUGUCUACUCCUCUGUGUCUAAAUUCCCAUCCUUCCUCUGACAUCACCUCCAUUUGCAACCAGGUGGAGUUGUUCGUGCGUCACAUAAACCUCUCAACAGCAGCUUACUACAUGCACAAGAGCUGAGUCACCAGACGGACUCAGACCACAGAGGUCCAUCAGCAGACCUUCUCGGAGGUCCAGAGAGGCCUGUGCCACUUCCAGCUUUCAAUGCCCCUGGCCAUUAAAAAAAAAAAGUAUUGAUGACUCACGGGGGUGGGGGGAAGAAUGCAUGUCUCUUGCAUGUCUUCUUGCUGAAAUUUGGAGCUUUAAGCUGAAAGAGUGCAUCACGUUUGGGCUGAUGUGUAUAAAUAUAUAACAAAUGUCUAAACUUGUGACUCUGGCCCAAAGGCCCUCCUGGCUCUCCCUACCUCACUCCCACCUCCUCUAAUUGGCACCUGGAUCUAGAACAGGAUGCAGGCCUGACCCAACAGGUGGUUCUUGGUUUAUUGUAUAAACAGGUGGGUUUUCACAUGUGAAACUGGGUAGAAGUCUCCCUCCCUCCCUCCCUCGUGUCAAAAGUAAGAUUCGCUGGGUUGGUAGCAGAGGGAGUUUUGUAUUGGGGCUGUUUGCUCCACACACAGCUAUCCCUUUUGACUUUGCUGCAUCGUCAUUUGUGCCAAGUUUCUUUGUGUGUGUGUGUGUGUGUGUGUGUGUGUGUGUGUACCUAAUGACACACACCAUACACUACCAAAUUGGUUUCCAGUAAGGUUGUAUGCUUGUUAGUUCAACUAAGCCUUUGGUUUAUUCACUCGUGGAAUGGAGAAUGUAAGACUGCUUCUUUUCAAGCCACUUUCCUCAAAGAACCCUGAGAACCAUAGUUCUGAAAGUUGUCAAGAGACCCCUAUUCACCUCACCAUUGUUCCCCCCCCCCCCCGGAAAAAACGGUAGGGGAACUCACCACAAAGUUGCUUGGUUAGUUUAUUGUGGGGCCAGUCACAGUGCCACCCCCCUCCCUGGGCAGCGGCUAAAUGUAAGAUAUGAAUAAUAAACUCAAGCAGACAAUGGUUUGGAUUAGAAACGGCCACAACUUACUGAUUAUUAAUAUAAGUGGAUUUUUGGCUUUGGGAGUAUAUCCAUUCCGGCCCUCAGCCCCAUACAAAAAAAUUAUUAUUAUUAUUUAAUUUUUAAAAGGUAAGGGGAAAAGGUUACCUCAAGUUUAAAAAUAAAUAAAUUGCACCUUUCAGAGGUACAAUUUCAGGAUAGGUCAUCACACUCAGUCCCUCUUCCCAAGGAACUGUGGGAACUUUAGCUCUGUGGUGGAGAUACAGAGUCUCCAGUCAAUUCUUGGGACCCUUAAUGAGCUAUACUUCCCAGGAUUCUUUAGGGAAGCCAUGACUGUGUAAGUGAUACAGGAGUGUCGCAGUGGAUACGACCAGCUUGCUUUUGCUUCAAAUGAUAAGCUUUCUAUCUCAUUCUCCUUUUCCACCUUCAGAUGCAGAGGCCAAAACAGGUUUGAAUAUAUGCAGUCUUAACUGGUUAGUGGGCAGAUGACUAGUGAAUAGGAAGACUGGAAGCUGCCUUAUACUGAGUCAGACCAUUGGUCCAUAAAGCUCAGUAUUGUCUUCAUUGACUGGAAGGAGCUCUCCAGGGUUUCAGACAGAGGACAUUCUCAGCCCUACUAUAAUCAUGUAAAUAUAUGGUAAAGGAUUAAGCAGUGGUUCCCCAAUGCAAGUUUGGGUUAAAAGUAGGUCCUGGGGCUGAAAUAGUUGGGAGAAGCCUGCCCUGUACUGAGCUAGAAGGAACAUAAUAAACUGCUUUGUUCCCAAGUGGGUGUUCCAAGCCCCUUGACUAUUGCUCCACGGAAUGCAGCUCUUCUUCCCCAGUAGACAGGAUCUGGCCACUCUUGGCUCCUUGCAGCUCCCAAACAGCCUCCCUCACAGAAAAUGAUGAAGUUACCUUUGCUGCUCAUGUUUCGAGUGUCUCUUCUCCUCUGAAACCAGAUCGCCUCCUCCAAAGCAUCCAACCUGUGCCUUGUUAUUAUAUUCUAGAGAACAAUUCAGCAGUGUGGCCAGUGAGGCAGGUAGCAGCCACCUGGAUGGGAUGGGAAAGGCGCAGAGAUAUGCUUGCAUUCAAAGCCAUGGAAACUUGGCCUCUAUCCCACAGACUUAUCUGCACCUCAGAGGGGAGAGGGCGAAGGAUGUAGUACUAGGGGAGAGGGUUCUUGCUUAUAUAAGGGUCUUGCUUAUAUUUCUUGCUUAUAUUUUGACCAUCAGGGUCAAAAGAGGCCAAAUAUUUCUAUUGCCAUUUCAAAAGAUGGAUAGCAAGUUUUUGUGUUUUGUUACAACUAUUAGUAGCUUACUAUCAGUGUGUAUUUUACUAUUAGUAUUUUAACAAAAGAUAGAUUCCGCUUAACUGCAUAUAAGUCCUCUAAGCAGUUUACAAAGUCUAUCAACAUUGGAAUUGUCAGCAAAAAAACAAGUCUUAAGAAGAGCAGAACGAGUAAACUCAACAAUUAAAAGUAUGCAUUAUAAGGUAAAAAUAUGGAUUAAAAUAUAUGUCAACUUCACAUGUCUGGGGAGGUGUGCAUAAACAGAAGUGUUUUUAGCAGGCACACAAAACAAGACAUCAAAGGUAACUGCCUUAUGGCAAUGGUAAUUGGGCAACAAUCAAACCAAAAACUUAAAAGAGUGGGAAAGUAUGGAAGAAUAUAUUAUAAAACAUUGUUCCCAAAUCAAACCCUUGAUAUGUAUUGACUAAAUUUCACAAAGUAAAAAUUCAGAUAGAUAUGUUAUUUAUUGUGUGUAAAUGAGAUAACAAAGGUAAUCAACACAACUAAAAAGAAAAUAGAAUAGAAGAAGCUGCAGUGUGGUUGUGGGAAGUCACGGGUGAAGAAAUGUGGAUAUUAUUUGGAUUUGUUUUACACUUAACAUAAGUUAAAGUAUAGAUUGGAAUAUGUAAUUGUAUAACGAAAGAAAAUCAAAUAAAAAGCAUCACAGGGGAAAAAAUGUCAAUGGGCAGAGAAUUCAGAGCUUAGGAUUUUUGGCUUGUUAUUUUAUUGGUUAAUCGCGUUAUUGGGGGGGGGAGAUGUUUCAGUGACACUUAAUAAUGAAAUAAAUUAAAAUGGAUAAAAUUAAUUAAAAGCCAAAUUAAAAUGAUAUACAACACAAAAUCCCCCCCCAAACCCCCAACUCUCAUCCAACUGUACAUACAAUAAAAAGAACAAGCCUUAUCCCUGCCACACUCCCAGCAAUUAAAGGAAAACAAAGCUGGGAGACCUUUGGCCCCCCUCGAUGCUGAGGGACUCCAGUUCUUAUCAGCCCCAAGUUUUAGAGUGGAUGGGAGUUAUAGGUCAGACUGUCCCCAGCCUUUGUGUGUGUGUUUUGAGUUGGCAUCUGUCUGUCUCAGGAGACAAUGGAGGAGUGCAUCUUUGGGGAUGAAGUCAAACUGUUGGAGAGUUGCAGCACCUGCUGUGGCUGUAGAGACCGAAAUGGGAGAGACAUGUUCUGUUGCAGCUGGGGCAGUUGAAGGUGGCUGGUUGUGCUGGUGCAGAUGCAUCAUGGCGUUUCUUCUCUCUGCUCUCCUCCCGGUGGUCAUUUCUCCUCUGGUCACUGCUGUGGAUUGAUUGUCUCCAGGCACUGUGGUAAUCUGCAAGGAAUUCCCACUAUAACUAUUGAGGCUGCGUACACACUACACAUUAAAACGGAUUCCUGGUAGUUUAGGGUUACUGGGAAUUGUAGCUCUGGCAUGUUCAGUCUUUUUAAACAAUCUUUAAAACCCCUCCUUUCCUGAUCUUGCUGGCUGGUGAAAUCUGUGCAAGUACAGUGGUGCCUCAGGUUAAGUACUUAAUUCGUUCCGGAGGUCCGUUCUUAAGCUGAAACUGUUCUUAACCUGAAGCACCACUUUAGCUAAUGGGACCUCCCGCUGCCGCUGGAGCACGAUUUCUGUUCUCAUCCUGAAGCAAAGUUCUUAACCUGAAGCACUAUUUCUGGGUUAGCGGAGUCUGUAACCUGAAGCGUAUGUAACCUGAGGUACCACUGUAUCUCAAUUACCUCAACGAUAAAUUAGUGUGUAACUUGACGAAAAACCAACAAAUCAUCCUUCAAAAUAUUUGUUGCUUUUAUUGUCUGUGCCUGGAGCAGGGGGAGGGGCUCGACCGGAAAAUCUUGCUCUAAGCCUUGCUUACACUGGCAGACCCUCAAUAUAUACUGCUCAGUUUUCUUUUCUUUCUAAAUGAAAGCUCCAUAUGGCUUUCUGCAGAAAUAAGGCAUGACGCUCUCCAAGAAGUUUCCUAGCUAUCUCUCCACUGAGUUCACUGCUCCCACCUAAGCCCCUGCCUGUCUCCCUCCCUGGACAAAGGGGACAAUGGGAGAGGGGCAUUUACAGGUGGAAUCUGACCUAGCAGCCUCUAGGCAUAAUGACUUUCUCUCAGAGGUAUUUUUAGCUGUGAACAAAUUUCAGGAAAAGCUUUUGUGUGGGGAGACACUGAGCCCUUUGUUCGGGCUUCUGGGAAUGAAGUAAGCCCUGAAUGGUUUCUAGAGUUUUAUACACUGAACUCCUGUCUGCCAUGAUCAAGACUUUUUUUUUAUUUUUAAUGGGGCAGAAAUGGCAUUUUGAGCAAAUCUUGACGGGAAAAAGGGCUGUUUCUCUGAUCAAGACUUCUUGGACCAAGGUAACUUGAGGAGAGUCAAGGUGACUUGGGAAGAGUAGUAGUAUCUGCUGGAGUUUUUAACUUCUGUCUGAGGCCUUGGGGAUGAAGUCAGCCCCCAGCCUUUGUGCUUGAUGCCCUUAGCUGGAGAUGCCAGGGGGUUGACAGUGGUGCUUUAUGCAUGCAAUGCCAGAGGCUUUUACCCACUGAGCUAUGGGCUUCUUUACAGUCAUACCUCAGGUUACAGAUGCUUCAGGUUGUGUUUUUUUGGGAUGCGGACCGCCGAAACCCGAAAGUACUGGAACGGGUUACUUCCGGGUUUUGGCUGUCGCGUAUGCGCAGAAGCUCUAAAUCACUCUUUGCACAUGCGCAUAUGCGCCGAAUCACAACCCGCACAUGCGCAGACAUGCCACUGCGGGUUGUGAAUGUGCAUCCCGCACAGAUCACGUUUGCAACCCGAGCGUCCACUGUACAUGGAUCCAGCAGUUCCUGCUGCUUGCUCACAUUACCCUUUAUAACCAUUUUACAACAACCCUCUAGGGUAGGUCAUUGUCAUUAUCUCCCCCCCCCCCACAGACAAGAAGCUGAAAGUGGCUUUGUUGCAGACUUCCUAGUGAGGACACAGCAGGAGUGUGGUUCAAACCUCAACCUCUGAGAACAACACCAACCUAGUAUUGCUGUUGGCGUCUAGCACAGCACACUUUAGAAUGUGUGAAGAACUUGGCAGACCUUCAUUCAUCUUUGCAACAACCCUCUUGUAAGGCAGGCUUGCAUUCCUCUGUACUGUGUGCAAACUUUGGCCCAUCACCCCAAGCCAUCUCUCAAAUGCAUCGCUCCCUGGGCUCAUCCAAACUUCCACUUGUCCUAUGCUUUCCAGGCACGAGCCUGAAUGGUUUUUCAUUUACCUUGCUCCUUUUUAGCCCACUGAUUAACACUGAAUCAGAACAAACAUAAAUGCACAGAAAACCCGACUGAUGUUUGGGGACGAGAAGAAUUGUGGAUGAGCCCUCUGUCUGCUUAACUCUCCUUGACUGUGAAGUUGCCUAAAGUCACUAACCAGCAAGUCUCUUUUUAUUAACAACUCUCAGUGUUUGAGAGCUGCUGCUUCAUGUGUUGUGAGUGCUGUCAAUUGCAUCUUUUCCUCUUCCCCCUCUGGGGCGGGGAUUAGGCUUUUGUUUGCUCUGUAAACAGAAUUACACAGUAGGCUGUAGACACCAAGUUUUAUUCUUUUCUCUCAACAAUCAAGGGAAAUAUUUUGUUGGGGAGGGGAGAGAGAGAGAGAGAGAUUUUGCUGGGCUCAGUACUCAAAUAAUGGGUUGUGGAGAGAAGGUAGUUGUCCUGCUGCAAGCAUUGACCUCUGCCACAGCUAGGAGAUGCUAAACUUCCUUGUGCAAGGCUCACAUUAAAUGCCAGAAGAGAACAAAGAUACAGUGUUGGGGAGGGGAGGGGAGGGAAGCAGAGCUCUAAUGUUGCUUCAGCAACAGCCAGCCUUAUACUGGGCCCUAUAUAGGAGCAAGCAGUUCUUCUUAAGUUGUAUAACUUGGGUUAAGUACUUAAUUAGUUCCGGAGGUCCGUUAUUAACCUGAAACUGUUCUUAACCUGAAGCACCACUUUAGCUAAUGGGGCCUCCUGCUGCCACCGCACCACCAGAGCACAAUUUCUGUUCUCAUCCUGAAGCAAAGUUCUUAACCCAAGGUACUAUUUCUGGAUUAGCGGAGUCUGUAACCUGAAGCGUCUGUAACUUGAAGCGUAUGUAACGCGAGGUACCACUGUACUCUACUUUCACAUAAAGGUACUUCUUCAGUUAAAUAGGGGCCACCAGUGCCAGAUUUAUGUACAGUGGUACCUCAGGUUAAGUACUUAAUUUGUUCCGGAGGUCCGUUUUUAACCUGAUACUGUUCUUAACCUGAAGCACCACUUUAGCUAAUGGGGCCUCCUGCUGCCACCGCGUCACCGGAGCAUGAUUUCUGUUCUCAUCCUGAAGCAAAGUUCUUAACCCGAGGUAAUAUUUCUGGGUUAGCGGAGUCUGUAACCUGAAGCGUAUGUAACCCGAGGUACCACUGUAUAAGCUAAACAAGCUAUAGCUUAGGGCCUCACUCUCUUGGCCCCCCCAAAAAAAAUUUAAAGGAAAAAACAAACUGGAUGUACAUUUCCAAAAUAUAAGAUGAAAAACAAAUAAAACAAAACCUACAUAUAGCAACAGUGUUUUGUGUUCUGUAGGCUCCUGCGAUGUAAGUAAUGGGCCCCGCGCCUGCUAGCCUGCUCCCUAAAAUAUCACAUUUAAAGGGCCCCAUUACCUUCGGUAGCUUAGGGCCUCAUUGAACCUAAAUCCGGCCCUGGGGACCACCUUGUUCUAGCAGUCUUUGCUCAGCUGACAGCCUUCACAUGCUUUAAAAAAAUCUUAGCAGUUUAUUUUUCCUUUUACAGUUGUAUGGGAUUUGCAUUCCCCAGUGGUUACAAAUUUGGAGUCAUGCUGGGAUACAUUUAGCACAGCGCUGCAGCUGUUUCCUCCACAAGUUGCACAGAGGUCAAGGGGUGGCUUCCCCUUUAAGCUGUGCUCCUCUAUACACCUUUUGGAGGAGGAGUCAUUGGUGCCAUCAAGGAAAGACUCUGGGCUGGAUGUACAGAGUUACACUAAGCAGAAUGAGCAGGAGGGCCCCCGGACACAGCAAGGCUUCAGCAACACAGGAAACUGCCUUAUACUGCAUCAGGCUAUUGGCACAUGUAGCUCAUUAUUGUCUACACUGGCUGGUAGCAGCUCCUCCGGGGUUUCAGGCAGGGAUCUCACCCAAUCCUACUUGGAGGUGCAGGGAUUGAACCUCAGACCUUCUGCAUGCAAAGCAUGAUGCUCUACCUGUGAACUAUGGCUCUUCCAGCUGUGAAGUAAAUGAAGCAAUACGCAUUACAGUGGUACCUCGGUUUACAUACGCUUCAGGUUACAGACGCUUCAGGAUACAGACUCCGCAAACCCAGAAAUAGUACCUUGGGUUAAGAACUUUGCUUCAGGAUGAGAACAGAAAUCGUGCAGCAGCGGCGUGGUGGCAGCUGGAAGCUCCAUUAGCUAAUGUGGUACCUCAGGUUAAGAACAGUUUCAGGUUAAGAACGGACCUCCGGAACGAAUUAAGUACUUAACCCGAGGUACCACUGUACUGUCUAAGGAGGGGAUGGUGUGGUGUACAGGUACAGUUAAUUUUUCCAAGUGUGCCAGAACUAGACAAUAGGUGACUGCACCGAGCUUAAUUUAUACAGGGUGAAUCUUUUAAAAGAGGCCCCAUGGAACAUGUGUACUCUGUAUCCACAGGACCUCUUUUAACGGACUCACCCUGUAUUUGUACCUGUAGUUGAAAAGUUAUUGCUGAUCCCCCUAGUGGCCAGGCAGGGUAUAAUAUUUCAGCCUAGUUUGUAGGACAGAAGAGCCUGAAGCUGAGCACACUGGGGUAGCCAACGUUGUUGGAUAACAGCUCCCAUCCUCCCCUCAUGGGAUCCUUGGCCAUUGGGCAUCCUGUGUGGGGCUGAUGGGAGUUGGAGGGAUGAAAAAUCCACCUAUGCCUGAAGGCCUUUCAGCUUCCUGCCCAGUCUCAUAAAGGUAAAGGUAAAGGGACCCCUGACCAUUAGGUCCAGUCGUGGCCGACUCUGGGGUUGCAGCACUCAUCUCACUUUAUUAGCCGAGGGAGCCGACGUACAGCUUCCGGGUCAUGUGGCCAGCAUGACUAAGCCGCUUCUGGCGAAUCAGAGCAGCGCACAGAAACGCCAUUUACCUUCCCGCCGGAGCGGUACCUAUUUAUCUACUUGCACUUUGACAUGCUUUCGAACUGCUAGGUUGGCAGGAGCAGGGACCAAGCAACGGGAGCUCACCCCGUUGUGGGGAUUCGAACCACCAACCUUCAGAUUAGCAAGCCCUAGGCUCUGUGGUUUAGACCACAGCGCCACCUGCGUCCCGCCCAGUCUCAUAGUCCCUUGCUAUACAUCGAAGGCUGUGGAGUACUAUUUGUACCCACAUGAACCAGAAGGAAGGGGUUGGGGUCAGUGGGCUUCAUAUGACCUGGCAGCUUCUCUGUCUUAUCAUGAAUCUUUGCACCUGGAAGACGGCACACCUCCCAGGACAUCCUGCUACCUCCACACACUGCUGCCUCUGCCCCCCUAAGCAGGGAGUCACCUACCACCACCACUCGUCGUCUCCUCCUCUGAGGAGCGGCAGAAAUGGUUCUGUAAACUGUUCCUUCCACAGACAUUUUGGUGUAUUCUGAGGUCUGCAACUGCUGUCCUUGCUCCUCUGGCGCAGAAUCAGUGUCCAAGGUGAGGGCAUGGAAUCAACCUUGCAGCUCCAGUAAUACAUGGAUCCUGGCAGUCUCGCAUCCACGUGUUGUGUUCCUCCAGGGGUUCGUCUCCUGCACUGGGAGAUCUUCCACCUCCCUAGGGGGACCUCAUCUGCAUCACUGCUCCAGGACGGUCCACUCUGCUCUAUCAAGGAAUUCCUCCUCUUGGCCAGUAGCUCAGAGUGUGGCUAAGUGAGCUCACGUUGCUGUGCCUUCUCGUUCAGCAAGGCAACCGAGUGUAGUUUUGCCCCUUCUCGCGCAAGAAGACAAACAUGGCACAGGUGUUGCUGGUCACUGCAGCAGCUCCCUCACCACCCACGUCUCUUGGUCCUGGGUACCCCAUGAGGCAGCACUUGGGACCUUCCCCUCAAACCACCCUCACAAAUGCCUCUGUUUACAAGUUCAUAUCAUAAUAUCUCACAAUAAUGAUAUUAUACAACCAUAUUUUAUAGCCAUAUCAUUAAAUCAUGCAACCACAAGAUCACAUUAUCAUACAAUCAUAAGAUCCCAAUACAGUGUUCCCUCGGGUUAAGAAGUUAAUUCGUUCUGGAGGUCCGUUCUUAACCUGAAACUGUUCUUAACCUGAGGUACCACUUUGGCUAAUGGGGCCUACUGCUGCGGCCGUGCCGCCACCGCACAAUUUCUGUUCUCAUCCUGAAGCAAAGUUCUUAACCUGAGGUACUAUUUCUGGGUUAGCGGAGUCUGUAACCUGAAGCGUCCGUAACCCAAGGUACCACUGUAUCUUGCAAUCAUAAUAUCAUACAAACACAACACCAUAUAGAUACAUAAUCACAACAUCACAAGGUCAUACAAUCUUAAUAUCACAAAUCACUAUAUCAUAAUAUCAUAUCACACAAUCACAUCAUAACAUCAUCAGAUAUAAUAGCCCUCAAUGAUACCCCCCACAUAUGAUUGGAUGAAUGUGUGACAGUGUGAUAUGAUUUUAUGAUAUUGUGAUUUGUGAUAUUGAUUGUAUGAUAUGAUGAUUGUGUGAUAAUCAUGUUUGUAGUGUGUUAAUUUUUUUUAUAGAGACAAGCUAACCAGAUCCAUUUUGCACAUUUGGCCAUUCUGUUCCCAAGAUGGACCAUGGAGUGGUUUGUGACUUUUCCUGACCACGAAUAUACAGUCUUAUGGGACUGAGUCAGUUGUAAAGUCUGUCUGGUUGCCAUUCUCAGUUUAAAUGGGAAUAAACACCAUUAAACUUAUUAGGACUUAGUUUGCAUUUCUUCUGAUGUAUGCAAAUUGUGUGUAAUUUUGUCUAAAAUUUGCACUUUUGCAGCCAGUUUCCCCUAAUAUAGUAUAGGUUUUUAUAUUGCUUUCAUCAGUAUAGUAUGUAUUUUUAUGUACACUUUCCCCAAGUAUAUACUCUCUUUUUUUUACAUACUUUUAAAAAUUGGAGAUCCGCCCUGCAAAAUUUGGAGGGGUGUGAAUUUCAAAUGAUAGAUGCGUUGGGUUCAUCUGCUGCCUUUGGGAAGUGUUAAUUGGGUAGAGUCACAAUGAAAUGGGAACUGAUUCAGUUUCUCACAUGUCUUCAUUUGCAUCCCAAGCUAUGAAGAUCUACAAGCAACAUUUAGAGUGUACUUGUAUUACUAAAGGAUAUGCUGGUGACAGCAUUUAUCCUAAUCUUUUCCCAAAAAUUUUUUUUAAACAGUGAGAAAUACAUUUUUAGUUGGUGUUCUUUUUUUAAACUGAGCUUCUUUCACCCUCGUCAUAUGAAGUCAAACAUUUUCAUGUGAGAUGUUGAAGGCCUGUGGAUUAUUAAUUAACUUGAAGUAGCAACUAGUAAAUUUCAUACAGUCAUACCUCAUGUUAUGUCCGCUUCAUGUUACGUUCUUUCAGGUUACAUCCCACAGCGACCAGGAAGUACCGGAAAGGGCUUUUUCCGGGUUUCGCCGCUCAUGCAUGCGCAGAAGCGCUAAAUUGCGCUUCGCGCAUGCACACAAGCAGAAAAUCGCACCGUGCACCUGCGCAGAUUUGGUGCUUCAGGUUGCGCUCUUUUCAUGUUGCAAACGGGCCUCCGGAACGGAUCCCGUUCGCAACCAGAGGUACCACUGUACUCUAUGUAAGAAUGCAAGAACGCAGAACGUAAAAAGAGACCUGCAGCUGGAUGAGGCCAGGGGCCCAUCUGGUCCAACAUUCUAUUCCUACAGUGGCCAACUAGAUACCUCAAUGAGGAGGCCACAGGCAAGACCUGAGCCCAACAGCCCCUCUCCCCGCCCCCUUGUGAUUCCUAGCAUCUGCCACUCAGAGGCGGACUGCCUCCAACAGAGGGGGUGAAACAUAGGCAUCGUGGCCAGCAGCCUGUUCCUCCAAGAAUAUAUCUAAUCCUCUUUUGAAGCCAACCAGGUUGGUGGCCAAAAUUGCUUCUUGUGAUAGAGAGCUCUCCCUCGUAGGGACCUCAGGUGGAACUUAUUCAGCUUCUGUCUGUAGAAUAAGUUUGGUUUACCUUUCAAGACAGGGACGUGGGUGGCGCUGUGGUCUAAACCACAGAGCCUAGGGCUUGCCAAUCAGAAGGUUGGUAGUUCGAAUCCCCGCAACAGGAUGAGUUCCCAUUGUUCGGUCCCUGCUCCUGCCAACCUAGCAGUUCGAAAGCACGAAGUGCAAGUAGAUAAAUAGGUACCGCUCCGGCGGGAAGGUAAAUGGUGUUUCUGUGUGCUGCUCUGGUUCGCCAGAAAGUGGCUUAGUCAUGCUGGCCACAUGACCCGGAAGCUGUAAGCCGGCUCCCUCGGCCAAUAAAGCGAGAUGAGCGUCGCAACCCCAGAGUCAGUCACGACUGGACCUUAUGGUCAGGGGUCCCUUUACCUUUACCUUUCAAGACAUUAGCUGUAACAGCACGUGUGUGAUGGAAUCUGUCCCAUUUCUUCAUUGUCUGAAUAGUCAGGUGGCGCUUGGGUCCUGCUUACAAGUCUCCCAUAAGAUGGAUUUUGAUUAGAUUAUCAACCCUAAUCAAAAUCUCAAACAGGAAUGGAAAUGUGUAGAAGAAUACAUGACCAAAAGAUGCUCCAACAAGAAUUUAUUGAUAUGUAUAGACUGAUUUCACAAAGUUAAGUUAAGCUAAGCAGAUAUAUAAGAUUGAAUGUUUAAUUAUCAAGAUACAAAAUUACAAUCUUAAUAAUAAAGUUGCAAAUAAUAACAAGGAAGUCACUCACAGGUGGAGGGAAGACACAGGGCAAGAAAUAAGAAAGGGAUAAAUGUUGGAACUUAAUGAAAUGUGAAAAUGUGAAUUUACGAAUAUAAUGUAUAUGUAUCAAUAUGUAAAGAUCUCAUAUAGGUAAAGGGUAAAGGGACCCCUGACCAUUAGGUCCAGUUGCGGAUGGCUCUGGGGUUGCGGCACUCAUCUCGCUCUAUGGGCCAAGGGAGUCAGCGUACAGCUUCCGGGUCAUGUGGCCAGCAUGACUAAGCCGCUUCUGGCAAACCAGAGCAGCGCACAGAAACGCUGUUUACCUUCCCGCCGGAGCGGUACCUAUUUAUCUACUAGCACUUUGACGUGCUUUCGAACUGCUAGGUGGGCAGGAGCAGGGACUGAGCAACGGGAGCUCACCCCUUCACAGGGAUUCGAACCACCGACCUUCUGAUCAGCAAGCCCUAGGCUCUGUGGUUUAACCCACAGCGCCACCCGUGUCCCAUCUCAUAUAUGUACUGCAACAUAAAUAUAUAUAAAAAAGUCUCCGGUAAGAUGGGGCAUCUGGUUGGCCGCUGUGAGAUCAGGAUGCUGGACUAGAUGGGCCUUUGGCCUCAUCCAGCCGCAGGGUUCUUUUUACAUACUACCCCCCCACCCUCUCUGAAUAAUACUUCCUGGGAUUGCAAGUGCAGAGGGUGCUCAGGUCCUGCCUCUGGGCGUCCCACAGGCAUCUGGUUUGUCAAGGUGAGAACAGAAUGCUGUACUAGAUGGGGCACUAGCCUGACCCAUGUUCUUCUUUCGUUCUCUCUCCACUGUUGGAGGCAGUAUAUGCCUCUGGAUAGAAGGAAUUACUAGUGGAGAAAGGGUGUUUGCAUUCAGGUCCUCCUUUUGAGCCUCUCACUGAGGCCACCUGGCUGGCCACUGUGAGGCCAGGAUGUGGGUCUAGAUGGGCAUGUGGCCUGUUUCUUCUUAAGUCCUGUUUUACAGUCCCUGCUGGCUUCUUCUUUUACCUACACUUAUUCUGCGUUUAUAUUUUGCAGGGGUCCUGGCAGCUGGGGAGCACACAUUCCCUUUCCAGUUCCUGCUUCCAGGUACAGUGAAUUUAUUCUUUUGCUCUCUUGUUCCCAUUGAUUUCCAGGACUGCGACUGAACAGUGACUUCAGACUUCCUAUAACCUCGAUUUUAACGUCCUGUGAGCACAAUCACAGGGUUGCCUGGGGUGUCAUGCAAGUGCUUAACUGCCGUCAGAUAUUGCUAUUAUUAUUGGUAAUUUUAUUUGGAUUUCUUACCUGCCUUUCACCCUAACUUACCAUGGCAGGCUGCAAUGAUUUAAAAUACGCUGUUAAAACAGCUUACAACUAAGUUAAAAAUCAUAGGAGUGUGGUGGGUCUCAGUUGCAUCAGCGGACAGAAAAGGGAGGUUUAUUUUCAGCAAACGACAAAAACUAUGCAACAAAGGUGUCAGAUGCACCUCUGUGGGGUGGGAAUUCCAAAACCUGUACAAGAGCUAGCCAUGGUUUUGUGUCAAGUGAAUGAAUGUGAAUGAGGUGCUGUUCUAACAACCACAGUCUGCUUUCAGCCAGCCCCCACCUGUCCACCUUGCUGCUUACUGUUCAGUCCAGGGGCUUUUACUAGCUGUCAGAUUCUGCCACCGCCUCCUCCAUCUCAAUGUUGCCUUUGUAGAUGGAGGAGGAGGAAGAGGACGGGAACGGAACUAGAAUGGGUUGGCUCUUCCUCCCCUUUGGCUGCACCUCUUGUUGGGCUCCCUGUCUUAUUUAUUUGUUUAUUCAUUAAAUAUACCGGGUUUUUUUGCUCUAUAAGACUCACUUUUUCCCUCCUAAAAAGUAAGGGGAAAUGUGUGUGCGUCUUAUGGAGCGAAUGCAGGCUGUGCAGCUAUCCCAGAAGCUAGAACAGCAAGAGGGAUCGCUGCUUUCGCUGCGCAGCGAUCCCUCUUGCUCUUCUGGCUUCUGAGAUUUAGAAUAUUUUUUUUCUUGUUUUCCUCCUCCAAAAACUAAGUGCGUCUUGUGGUCUGGUGCGUCUUAUAGAGUGAAAAAUACGGGUACAGUGGUGCCUCGCAAGACGAAAUUAAUCCGUUCCGCGAGUGUCUUCGUCUAGCGGUUUUUUCGUCUUGCGAAGCAACCCUAUUAGCGGCUUAGCGGAUUAGCGCUAUUAGCGGUUUAGCGGCUAUUAAAGGCUUAUCGGCUUAGCAGCUUAGCUGCUAAAAGGCUAUUAGCAGCUUAGCGGCUUAGAAAAAGGGGGGGGGGAAGCGAAAAAAAAUCUCAAGACUUGCAAGACAUUUUCGUCUUGCGAAGCAAGCCCAUAGGGAAAUUCGUCCUGCGAAGCAACUCAAAAACGGAAAACCCUUUCGUCUAGCGGGUUUUCCGUCUUGCGAGGCAUUCGUCUUGCGGGGCACCACUGUAUGUACGAUCCUUCAUCUGAGUUCACAUGGUCACAAGUCACUAUGGGCUCAUACACACUAAUUGUUCACUGUGCUUUUUAGGCACAGGUCUGUGCUUUUCCAGUCUGUGUCGUAGCAUUUCUAUUUUAAUUUUUUCCUCCUCAGCCGCUUUCCUCAUGGAAACCCACUCUUUAAGGCACUUGGCAACUUGCAGAAAAGCCCAAAUUGUCAUUUGUUCCAAUUCGGCGUUAAAGAUCAGGUUUUCUUGGUGAAAGUGGUGGGGUUGGGGGAAAGUACUCUAGCACUGUCCAGGAAAGUGCGGGUCUGUUGCCUAGAAAGCAUGGGGCAAAAUUUAAAUGUGAAUGAGCCCUACAGCUGAAUAUGUGGAACAGAAGCUGAUCUGCUGUGCUCCCCCCCCCCACACACAAUUUGCACCCAUCAGUGUCUUCAGGUUCAAAUCAUGCCCUCCAUUCUCUCUCUUAAUUUUUAAAAUUGGUUGUUUCUAUAAAAAACCGUGAAACAUUAAACAAGAACGUUAUUCCCCUCCCAAAAAACCCCUACUUAUUCAUCAUAUUUUUUGUUUGUUUGUUUUAAUUGAAUGGCUGAACUUUGACUUUGUGUGUGUGCAUAAGACCAUCUUCUCUGUUAUGAAGCUCACUGGGUGGACUUUGGGCUGGUCACACCUUUCCUGCCUAGCCAAGUUGCAGAGUUGUUAAGCUGGUGUCCAUGGGGGUGUUUCCAGUUUGUCUUGAGGGUUUGUUUGUUUGUUUGUUUGUUUAAAGGAAGCCUGGGAUAUAAAGAAUAAACAGUUAACUAAAAUAACUAGGAACUUCUAAAUCAGGUUUGAAAAAGAGAGUUUAAAAAUGCUUAGAAAGAGGGGCUGCUGGCUGACGCAGAACCCCACAUAUAUUAAGGAAAAUAGAAACAUCGCCACCCGACCCCACCCCCACUCACCUUUCCCCCAUUUUCUUCCCAAUGUCUCAACAAAUGAAACUGAUUUGUAAAAAAUGUUACUUGAAGAAAAAAGAGAGAGAGAGAGACAUUGCACAUGAUUUUGUAAACCAAGAAAAUCUUUAAUAAAAAUACAUUAAAAAAGAAAAAAGAAAGAGGGGCUGUUGAAGAACGUGUCUAUCUGGGGCUAUUCAUAGUCCAUGCAAACACCAAAUUAAAAACAGACUUUGAUGCAAAGCACAUAACUGAACAUUCCUAAGAAUAUUUACAUUCUGAAAUUUGAUAUCUAUACUAAUUAUGGAUUGUAUGGAUUUCAUCAUGCCGUUUCUGGAACAUCGAUUUUAUCAUGUCCCUUUUUAAAAAAAAUGCUGUACCAUUUUUCUACUACAGUGGUGCCUCGCAAGACGAAAUUAAUCCGUUCCGCGAGUAUCUUCGUCUAGCGGUUUUUUUGUCUUGCGAAGCAACCCUAUUAGCGGCUUAACGGAUUAGCGCUAUUAGCGGUUUAGCGGCUAUUAAAGGCUUAGCGGAUUAGCAGAUUAGCUGCUAAAAGGCUAUUAAAGGCUUAGCGGCUUAGAAAAGGGGGGGGAGCAAAAAAAAAAUCUCAAGACUCGCAAGACAUUUUCGUCUUGCGAAGCAAGCCCAUAGGGAAAUUCGUCCUGCGAAGUGCAUUGAAAACGGAAAACCCUUUCGUCUAGCGGGUUUUCCGUCUUGCGAAGCAUUCGUCUUGCUGGGCACCACUGUAUGUAUGCUCCAUAUUUUAUUCUGUAACGUACAUUGCUUAGAGAGCUAUGAUUGCAGGUGAUUCAUGAAUAUUUUAAACAAAUAAGAACAAUUGGCAUUCAUAAGGCAGCUUACAGUAUCUGCCUGCUUUUCCUUUUUUUAAAAAAAAAAAAGAGAAAGCAACAAUUUUCUAGUCCUUAUGACCUGCACAACAUACGGCCCACUUGCAGCUCCCCCAAGGAUUUUGGGUGGCCUGCAAAAAAUGUAAAAGAAAGUAAAGAUGUAAUGAGUGCUUUUCCAUGUGCCACUUGAACUGCCUUCUGCUAUUGUGCCCAAUGUUUUUCUUCUAGGGGAAAAAGGUGCUGGUACUGCAUACCCCUGAGUAGCUCCAGAAUAAAAGCGCUGAUUGUGCUCAUCAUGUAAUUUGGUGGAUGGGUUGCCACUGAGCAUUCUCUCCUGUUUGUUACGUAACCCACGGCAACCAACCAUUGCCAAUCCAACUCUAGUCCGAGAGUUUCCUGCUUGGCAGAGGGUUGGACUCGAUGGCCCUUGUGGUCUCUUCCAACUCUAUGAUUCUAUUCUAUGAUUCUAGGAGUGAGAGUCAUAUAUUUCCGCUGUGUUUUUGGUUGUUACUGGCAUUGGACAGGGACCAACGCAGCUGACACCCGCUAUGCGGUGAGCGGCAGAAACAUGGGGGCUUCUUACCCCGCCCUUGCUGCCCACCAAGUUAAUUUAUAUUAAUUGAAAUUUCCCUUUUUAAUAAUAUGGUUUAUUUGCAAAACAGUUUAAUCAUUAAUUAUAACUUUACUUGGAAAUUGGUCUGAAGAAGUUUAACAAGGUAAAGGGAUCCCUGACCAUUAGGUCCAUUUGUGGCCGACUCUGGGGUUGCGGCGCUCAUCUCGCUUUACUGGCUCUGUGGUUUAACCCACAGCACCACCCCCUACCUACUGCCAAGUUGUGCAGGUCUGCCUUAUGGUCAGGGUCGGCUCAGCCAUGAGGCGAAGUGAGGUGACUGCCUCAGGUGGCAAGAUCCACCAGGGCAGCAGAUCCUGAUGUCAACCUUUCCCCCCACCGCCACCUUAUUCCUGAUGUAGAUCUUCCCUCACCAUUUCUUCCCUGGUGGGGAGGGAGGUGCCAUUUUGGGGUCUGCCUCAGGUGCCAAAAUGUCUUGGUUUAUCCAUGCUUAUAGUUAUAAAAUGCCCCACAUCACCCUCCUCCCCAAAGCCAUCAGAAAUCAAGAAGAUGUACGGUUUUGGUUUUACUUCUAAUGUUUGCAAAACAUAUGCAUGUCAAAACCUUUUCCUAGAGUAGAAUGAGAUUUUGGCAAAAUAUUUUCUAGUGCAAGUCAUAAGAAAGUGUGUUUGUGUGGGUGUUUAAAAGGGGGGGAAGUACAUUAUAUGCCAUGUCUUGUCUCUUUUCUCUUUGGAAAACAGCUUCAGCUCCUACAUCCUUUGAGGGUCCCUUUGGGAAGGUCUUGCACCAGGUCAAAGCUGUGAUAGAGACACCACGGUUUUCCAAGGAUCACAAAUGCAGCAAGAUAUUCUAUGUCCUCUGCCCGCUGAACCUGAAUGAUAUCCCUGAGAUUGAGGUAAGGGUUGGUGGGAAGGAAGGAAGGAAGAUGGUAGGCACCCCCACACCUUGCUUUUCAGUCCCAAGGGAUAGAUCAUUAAACCACUUUGGGAAUUCCGUGAGGGGAAUAGGAAUCUCCCCGCCAUCUUCAGCAACCUUAAACUAUAGUUCACAGGAUUCUUAGAGGAGGAGCCAAUGACGGUUCAAAGUGGCCUUAUAGUGCUUUAAAUGAAUAGUGCAGGUGGGGCCUAACUCAGUGGGAGGCAGGGUGUGUUUUCCCUUCUCAUCCUAGUGUUCCUUUUCUGCAGCAGCCAAACACAACGUCGAUCACAAAGAAGUUCAGCUACAAGCUCGUGAAAACUGGCAACGUGGUCCUGACAGCCACCACAGACCUCAAGGGCUACGUUGUAGGGCAGGUCAUCCAGUUGCGGACAGACAUUGAGAACAAAUCAGGCCGGGACACCAGCACCAUUGUAGCCAGCCUCAUCCAGGUAACCGGGCUAGGCUUUUGAUAGUGUAUUGUAGGUGCUCAGCUUUGCUUGAGGGGCACUUGUUCAUUUUUCGUUCCCUUGCUGCAAAUGCAAUCUUAGGAACAUAGGAAGCUGUCUUUAUGAAGAAUUAGGAUUAGCUGUUGAUGAAUCCAAGGCAAAACUAUAGGGUUGUAUUCAACUGAGUUCUUCUCAGAAUAAUAGGCCCAUUUUGGAGUACUUGGAGUAGGUCUGGAUGUUGUUGUUUAGUCGUUUAGUCGUGUCCGACUCUUCAUGACCCCAUGGACCAGAGCAGGCCAGGCACUCCUGUCUUCUACUGCCUCCCGCAGUUUGGUCAAACUCAUGCUGGUAGCUUCGAGAACACUGUCCAACCAUCUCGUCCUCUGUCGUCCCCUUCUCCUUGUGCCCUCCAUCUUUCCCAACAUCAGGGUCUUUUCCAGGGAGUCUUCUCUUCUCAUGAGGUGGCCAAAGUACUGGAGCCUCAGCUUCAGGAUCUGUCCUUCCAGUGAGCACUCAGGGCUGAUUUCCUUCAGAAUGGAUAGGUUUGAUCUUCUUGCAGUCCAUGGGACUCUCAAGAGUCUCCUCCAGCACCAUAAUUCAAAAGCAUCAAUUCUUCAGUGAUCAGCCUUCGUUAUGGUCUGGAUACAACCCCUUAUUUUCCCCUUCUCUUCUCCCCAACCCAGAAAGUUGCCUACAAAUCCAAGCGGUGGAUCUAUGACCUGAGGACCAUAGCGGAAGUGGAGGGUUCGCCCGUGAAGGCCUGGAAGCAUGCAGAAUGGAGGGAGCAGAUUCUCGUCCCAGCGCUGCCUCAGUCCAUCCUUCAAGGCUGCAGCCUCAUCCAUAUUGACUACUACAUCCAGGUAAGGUCCAAGUUCUGCUGAGGACUAUGAGCACAGGUUGUGGGCUACCAAUAUAGCAGAGGCAGCAGGGGGCCUUUUUCAGCCCGAGGGCCACAUUUCCUCCUGGGCAGCCUCUUGAGGGCCAGAAGCAAAAGUGGGUGAGGUAACAGGGAAACAGGUGUGUCAAGCAGCAUAUAUAUUUUGUAAAUAAUAAAAAAACACCUUCCAGGCACCAACAUCCCUAGGGAGGGAUGAAAUGUAGACCUGAAGGCUAGACGGAGAGGUCUGGAGAGCCAUAUUCAGCCACUGGGACUGACGCUUCCACACCCCUGAUAUAUGGGUCCUUGGUCUGACCCCACAGGACUGCUCCUUAUAGAGUCAUAGAGUUGGAAGGGCUCUAAGGGCCGUCCAGUCCAAACCCCUGCAAUGUCCUCAUGCUUGUGUCAUAUUGUUGUCUCCCUGCCCCUAGGUUUCCCUGAAAUCUCCUGAGGUUUCUGUUGCUCUCCCGAUCUACAUUGGCAACAUCGCUGUGAACAGGAUCCCCCUCAACCCGACCCGCUCAGUCCCUCACAUCCCGUCGCCCGUGAUCCCGAGUGCACCACCGGUGGACGAGGAGGCUGCAGGUGGCUACCACCCCAUGGACAACAUUUCCAUCCCCACCAAGAGCCACUCCCAGCAGCAGCCUUUCAGCUAUGCACCAGGCUUGAGCUUCCCAGAAGCAAGGCUGGACUCGGAGCAGGGCAGCUCGCCCAACCACCCCACACUCUGCCUCUCGACAGGAGCGACGGUCCCUUACUAUGCCGAGGGGACGGUGGUUCCGGUUCCCACAGCCAGCUCCCUCAUCCUGCCUCCGGAGUAUAGCACCUGGGGUUACCCCUAUGGUAAGCGCCUGCCUAGCCUCAGAUAGGAUUCCCUGGCUGGGGCAGAGACCCCAGGAGCUGUGCUGUUUCCCAUAUGGGCAGCAGUGUGUGAUUCCUAUGGGGACUGGUGGGGCAGAAGGGCAAGGAGGCCAGCAGUAAGUGGCACCAGAGCAGAUGACAAAGCCAGUGUAUUCUAUCUUGGUCUCCUCCUCCCUCCUGAGUUCUGAAGGGCAACACCGAGACUAAAAAGGAAGGCCCACAGCUCUGUGACAGAGCACCUGCUUUGCACGCAGAAGAUCCCAUGUUCAGUUCCCAGCAACUCCCAGAAAGACCGGGAGAGUCUCUUUUCUGGGGAAUUUGCUACUAGGCAGCCUCAACAGUACUGAACUGAAUGGACCACAGCUUCUUAUGUUACUCUGGCUGCAAACGGUUAGAGCUCCUGGACCACUGAUCUGUGGACCAUAAGAACAUCAGAAGGCCAGUGGCCCAUCUAGUCCAGCAUCCCAUUCUCGCAGUGGCCAACCAGAUGCCUGCAGGACCUGAGCUCCAGAGCCCUCUCCCCUUGUGCAGGUUGCAACAACUGGUACUCAGAAUCAUUGCUGCCAUGGAGGAAAGCCAUCAUGGCUAGUAGACACCAUUAAAUUUACUCCUCUGUUAAUUGGUCUAAUCCUCUUUUGAAGCCUUGCAAGUUGGUGGCCUUUGCAUCCUCCUGUGAAGUUAAGUUCCACAGAAUGACUAGGGACAGACUGUGUGACCACAGUUUGAAAACCUCUGAACUAGAUGGCUUUCAACUUCUCUCUCUCUUUUGCUUCCUUCCAGAGGCACCCCCUUCAUAUGAACAAAGUUGCAGCAGCGCAACCUCCAGCCUGAGCAAUGGCAACUAGCCACGAGCUCACAACUUGAUGUCUGGCAUGCCAAGCUGGGAGAAAGGACAGCACAAAACAUUGCCUGGAGGGGGCGCUCUCUCCCCCAGCAAUAGUUCCCUGGGCCAUGGCUGCCUUGCACAACAAUCUCUUUCCUUGUGCUGUACAGUUCAUCAUCUUACUUGCUGCUUUAUAAUCCGAACACCCGUGAUGCCUUAUCUGAAAUGUGGGAGUCAUCGUGUAUGGAAAGAUAGAGGUGUGUGCAGAUCAGUGUGUGUGUGUGUGUGUGUGUGUGUGUGAGAGAGAGAGAGAGAGAGAGAGAGAGAGAGAGAAUGACAUAACAAACAAAUGAAUGAAUGAAUGUACAUAUGUAUAUACUUUGAGUGCCACCCCAUAUCUGUUGUGUGCUAACCAGAAAAGGUGUGUGGGUGUAGACAAAUUGCUUCUCUGCUGGGCAUCCUGUGAUUUAAGCCCAGUGCGCCCUUUUGCAGUAGCUUGCCCUCUAGAGAACAGUACAGGCAGUGCAGGAAGAGCUGCUAUCAACAUUCCUUCUGAUGUAGGGCAACUGGCAUUUCCCUGCCAUUUUUAAAAAAAAUGUGGCAUAGCACAUCUGAUUUUUACUCUGGGUGCUUGUAGUAGUUCCUUUUUUGGCUCUUGAGUGCUUGUAGUAGCUACCAUUUUCCCUCUCUCUGCCACCCCUGUAAUCCACAGACUGGAGACAACAGACAAUCACAAUUCUAGCCUAACUCUACCUCUUGACUUUGCUUCUUCCAGGAAGUGAGUCCAGAUGGAGGAGGGGAAGGAGGAGAGCUUUUUGGAAAAGAGAAGAAAAACAUACAGUUUGUUAAGCAGAAUUCCAAAUAGUUAGGAGCUUUGGGUAGUGAUGUACUUGAUCCAUUGGACAACGGUGGGUGGGAACAAGUCUUGUGCUGCGCUCCACAGUGAGUGCCUCUGCAGCUUUGCAGCUCAUGGCCAGUGGAGGUGUGAGGCUGGUUGGCCAUAUUCCUUCUGGAGUUUUCCUCCUCCUUCAAUUAGAGAGUUCUGGCUGCUUACUAGCAUAGCAGUUUUAAAAGUGGACUAGCUGUUGCCCAGAGAGGCUCCUGGCCUCUGCAGUCUCAAUGUUACAGAACAGCCAAUGUCAAAGUACUUUUAAAGCAGGGCUUCUGACACACUGUGUGUGUCUGUGGGUUUGUGGGGGUUUAUUUUUCCCAUGGCUAUUUACCACAUUGGGCGUUAUGUUUUUCUGUGUGUGCAAGUCUGAUCUGCUAAGCGCCACCUCUGGAGUAGUGAAGCCUUUUUCCUUUCUCUCGGCCAGCCUCUCUUCAUGAGCUCCUUCAAGUUUGCUGGGUGGCUGAUCCAGCAACAUGGACAUGCAAACGUUCACAUUCCCAGCACCACGUGGUUUUUAUAGGACAAUUGAUCCUCUUCCACGACCCUUUUUAUUUGUGUCUUUUUCCAAUCAGCUUUGUUUAAAUGGUGAAACUUUGAAAACACAGAUUUUAAUGUAUUUAAUAAAUUAUUCUGAGACCUUGAAUGUAAAAA
Molecule: messenger RNA, 54287 nt
Organism: Podarcis lilfordi (Lilford's wall lizard)
Lineage: Eukaryota; Metazoa; Chordata; Lepidosauria; Squamata; Lacertidae
Source: the annotation of a GenBank genome assembly